UUAUAUCUACCUGGACGGAUGGUCUGUUUUGAUGGCUCUGCGCGCUGGUCGUGGCUAUCAGGGUGAUACAAGAUAAACACGAGAGGAGAAUCCAACUGGGCCUUGAAAAUGGUAAACAGUGCACCAUCUUCUCCCACACUCAAAACCAGAAAUGAUGUGUUGAAGGAGGAGCAGAGAGGAGGAGACUAUGAAGUGGAGCAUCCCUUUCCCCCGUGCCCCGCCACCAUUAUUACUCUACUAUAACAACUAUGUUCCCGCACACGAGCAAAACCAGGAAACGCUAUGCUCCCAAUGGCAAUUGUCAAAACACGCUAACACAGCUGAGCCUGUCACAUUGGCAUCCCAUAACUACGCCUUGCCAUUCACAACAUGGCUCCCACGUGCUGCCAACCACAAUAUGGAGUGCUAUCACCCUACACAUUAAGCAAUUACCCCCCCGCGAGGAGUGCCAUUCGCAACAUGUCACUGUCUCCGAUGCGGGGGACAUUUUGUUGGAGCUUUGAAAGUCAGUCAAACCCCAGAAAAAAAUAUUUCUUCAUUGUGUCGUGUAUAUAACACUGGAGACAAGUUUUAAUAUAGUUUUAUCUCGGUGGCUGGAUACAAGAGAAACACGCAGCAUGACUUUCAAACAACCGAGGCAGCAGGUUUUCUAAUAACGUUGUGAACUUCGUCACUCUCUUGAGUUUAGAACCGAUGAGAGUUUUGUUAGUCAGGUGACACUUUGCGUUUUUCUCUCGUGUUUAGAACUCGCCGCCAGUAAUUUGAAUGGCGUGUCGGUCCAUACUGGUGUGGAUUCAUGUCAAGUCGCGCUUUGGUGACGUUUACCAGUAGCUGAGUGGUAGACACGGGGCUUUGCAAUGGCUGUGCUGUUGGAAACAACGCUGGGGGACAUUGUUAUAGAUCUUUAUACUGAGGAGAGACCCAGAGGUACACCGUGCUGUGAGCAAGUAUGGUGUGUGAAUGCUAAGCUGCUGGCUCAUGUAAAGCUCAUGCUUUCAUUGACGCGUGUGUGUGUGCAUGGUAGGCAAUAUGCUGGAAUACAGGAUGAGCAUUGCUUCUUUACUUAUUAUGGUUAUUCCUACAUAUUCCUAUUAAGGCUGUAUUGGCAUACCUCCCAAGUGUCCCUAUUUAGGAAGGACGGUCCUUAUUUUGGGCUUACAUCUACCUCUUCCUCUUUUCUACCCCUUUGUCCCUCUUUUUUUCUAAGAUUAUCAGCGUGUGUGUAACAGCUCCACAGCAAUAAUGCACUCCCAAUAAUUAGUGAGUGUCAUUUAGUAGUGUCUUUUAACUACAAUUAAUGCAUUUAGAAAUCAGCCUGUGUAAAUAACUUGUUCUUCUAACUUACAUGUUAUUUGCAUAAAUAUGUUAAUUGGUAAGUCACAUAAAAAUUCUCAGAACAACACCAUCCUUGGCCACACCCUCACGAACACCCUUAAAAUUAGUUUCCCUUUGUCCAUUUUAAAUGUUGGGAGGUAUGGACUGAUAUUUACUUUAACCCCUUAAGGACUGGAUCUUUUUUGCGAUGUUGUACAUUUGCGACCAGGCAUAUUUUUACACUUUUGUUGUGUUUGUGUUUGGCUGUAAUUUUCCGCUUUCUCAUUUACUGUUCCCAUACAAAUUAUAUAUUGUUUUUUUCAGGACAAAAGGGGUUUUCUUUACAUACCAUUAUUUAUAUAAACUCAUGUAUUUUAAUUUAAAAAAAAAUAAAAAAAAUAUGAUGAAAAAUUGAAAAAAAUACAUGUUUUUUUACUUUUACUUGAAAAAUCUUUUACUCAUCUACAAAAGCGAAUGAAAAAAACUGCUAAAUAGAUUCAAAAUGUUGUCCUGAGUUUAAAAAUACCUAGUGUUUACGUGCUUUUUUGCUUUUUUUUGCAUGUUAUAGGGCUAUAGGUACAAGUAGGAUAUUGCGGUUUCAAAACAUACAUUUUUAAAAUUUAUCAAUAGUGACAUUGUAACACUAUUAUCUGUCAUAAAUCUCUGAAUAACACCCCACAUGUACAUAUUUUUUUUAAAGUAGACAACCCAGGGUAUUCAAUAUGGGGUAUGUCCAGUCUUUUUUAGUAGCCACUUAGUCGAAAACACUGGCUAAAGUAAGCAUUCAUAUUUGUUUGUGUGUGAAAAAAGUAAAAAAACUAAAUUGAACGCUAAUUUUGGCCAGUGUUUGUGACCAAGUGGUUACUAAAAAAGACUGGACAUACCCCAUUUGCAAUACCUUGGGUUGUCUUCUUUUGCAAAUGGUAUGCCAUCAUGGGGGUAAUUCUCAUUCCUGGGCUACCAUACGCUCUCAAAGGCAACGUAACCAACCUGGCCAUUUUCAAUGUAAAAAUAUUUGACCCUUAUAUUUGACCUUGUAACUUUCAAAAAUGCUAUAAAACCUGUACAUGGGGGGUACUGUUUUACUCGGGAGACAUCGCUGAACACAAAUAUUAGUGUUUAAAAACUGGAAAACGUAUCACAACAAUUAUAUCAUCAGUAAAAGUGCUGUUUGUGUGUGAAAAAUGCAAAAAAAGUCAACUUUCACUGACAAUAUCAUCGCUGUGAUAUGUUUUACUGUUUUGAAUCACUAAUAUUUGUGUUCAGCGAAGUCUCCCGAGUAAAACAGUACCCCCCAUGUACAGGUUUUAGGGUGUCGUAGAACGUUACAGGGUAAAAUACAGUGCUAGCAAAUUAAAUUCUCUGGAAUUUCGGCCUGGGUUGGCAGGCAGGUCCCUCAAAUUGCAAUCAAUAAAAUUACUGAAUUAUGUAAAAAUAUUACAUAAAUACGCACGUAGAAUUUAAAUAUAUAUGCAUAUUUAUAUAUUUGAAGUCUACGUUUAUUUAUGUAAUUUUGUAUAUGGACAUGUAUAUUUCGUAUUAUUUUUAUAUAUAUAUAUAUAUAUAUAUAUAUAUAUAUAUAUAUAUAUAUAUAUAUAUAUAGUUAUAUAUACGUGUAAUUUAAUUAUAAGUGUAUUUUUAUAUCAAUAUAAGUACAUAUUAAUAUAAAAAUACACUUAGUAUGACAUUAUAUAUAUGAUAUAUAGACAUAUAUUAUAUAGAUAUAAUAUAUGUCUAUAUAUCAUAUAUACACAUAUAAUUUUUUAUUUUUAUGUUUAUUAACACUAACUUUAUUUUUUUCUUCUGAUUUUACACUAGCAGGGAGACUGCCUGUCAGCACAGACAGUCCCCCUGCAGGCAGACACAUGGACACCUAUUGUGACCAUGUGAUCGCUGUGUUAAGCGAUCACAUGGCCACAGGGGUCCUAAUUCAGUGUGGGAGACUGUCUGGGCUGCAGGCAGUCUCCCCACAACCGGAGCCACGCUGAUCGCCGCCGGGGGAACGACGGCGAUCAGGUAAGUACCUCUGACCGUUAGGACGGUUCAGGACCGUCAUCGGUCGGCAACGCAAAAAUGCCGAUGACGGUCCUGAACCGUCCUCGGUCGCGAAGGGGUUAAUGUAGGUUCCUCAAAUAAUGAAGUUUUUUUUUUUUAAGUGGAAUGAUAUGGGAUGCACUAUAAAUUUUGUCUCCUCUGUAAGUAUAACCAUAUGCAUAUUUUAUUAAAGGGUCAUUCUAAGUACAAAAAUCAGGUAAUAUUAGUGAGGUGGAUUUGGUGCAUUGACUUUGUCUCCUUACAAAACUAUAUAUUUCUAACACUAAAGUGUUCUGUGUUCCUAAGCCCCCAACUUCGAUUCCGCCAUCAAGUAAGGGUUAAAAACUUUUUUUACAGUUACUGCAUGCCAGCGCUGAGGUCCCUCGACGCUGGCUCCAUCUCCUCCAAAGUCAGCACUGAAUGCUGUGCACGCAUUAGUCCUUCCCCAAUAGGACAGCAUUGAUUCAGUGCUGAGAUUCCUCUCCAUCCGGGCUGGAUGGAGAGGAAGGGGUUAAACACUUACCUUUCUCCAGCGUGGGAAUCUCCUCCCUCUUCUUCCGUCAUCGGCUGAAUGCACAUGCGCGCGCGCAUUCAGCCAGUCUCAUAGAAAAACAUUCUCAAUGCUUUCCUAUGGACACUGGCGUCUUCUCACUGUGAAAAUCACAGUGAGAAAUGCGGAAGCGCCUCUAGCGGCUGUCAAUGAGACAGCCACUAGAAGCUGGAUUAACCCUAAAGUAAACAUAGCAGUUUCUCUGAAACUGCUAUGUUUACAGCAGAAAGGGUUAAUCCUAGGUGGACCUGGCACCCAGACCACUUCAUUAAGCUGAAGUGGUCUGGGUGCCUAUAGCGGUCCUUUAACGUUUAUGCUUGACUAUUAUCUUAGAAAUUAAAUGUAUGUGUAUAUAUUUAUUUGGACAUGGAUACAGACACCCAUAUAAGAGAUACAGCUUUUGUGAAGUGUGUCCUGCCCUAAAUUAUUUUUAUUUUUUUCUCCUCCUUCAGCAUCCUUAAAUUUUCUGAAACUCUGCAAAAUCAAAUACUACAAUUAUUGCCUUGUUCACAAUGUCCAAGUGAGUAUUAUUUUGACUUUUUUACCAAAACAAUUUUAAAUGGUGUAGGUUAUAGAAUUGUUUAAUACUACUGUACUAGUAAAAUGUUUGAGUACACCGUCUUUAAACCAAGGCCUUGAUUUAAUAAGCUUUCCAAAUGAUUUAGAAAAGUUUUGAAGUGAUUUAUCUACAGAAGUCACCAUUAAAAUCUAUAGGAAUUUUUGUAGAUAAAUCAUUUAGAAAUGUUCACAACAGAAUUGAAUCGUUUUGAAAGGCCCCCAGGACAAAUAGAAGAGUUAGAUAAUCUACUAGUUGAGGAAAUAGCUAAAAUGACAAUGAAGGGGGAAGUUAUCAUCAUGGGUGACUUUAAUCUUUUUGAUGUGAAUUGGAAAACAAAAAUAGCUGCUUGUGCCAGGGGCCCACACAUUCUAAACUCCCUACUGGGAUGGUCUCUAAAACAAGUCGUUGAGGAGCCAGCUCGUAAAGAGGUGAUCAUCAGUCGGUGUGGUUUAAUUUAAGAAUAGUGAUUGAGUCACACCUCACAAAAACAAAAGUUAGAAAAUUUAGAAAACCAGACUUUUCUACAAUUAGAAUAUGUGUAAAGGAGUCCUUAUCAGACUGGAACAAUUUAAAUGUCGGUUCUUGGUUAAAGUGCUUGCAUAUAUAUGUUUCGAGACACAAAGUGACAAAUAAUAGUGCAAACUGUUUUGGCAUAAAAUAGGGCUCACAACAGUAGUAUAUGAGGUAGCACUCACAUGUUAUAGAGCUUAAAUUAGCGCAAAGUAAGAUUGCUUGUAGCGGCACAAUCCGCACUGAUGGAUAUAACUUAUGAGGCGAAUAUCUCUGUGUUCAGGUAGGUAUAUGAAAGAAAAUAUCAAAUAGUGCUCACUGUAAACAUAAAUAUGUGAUGCAAUGGGGUCGGGGCCCGAGCGGAAUGGCGGCUGGACGUGCUUCUUAUGAACUUUCAGCCUUACUCUAAAAACAGCCGUGGUAAAGGUAUUUAACACCAUCAUAUAUCUCAUUCCCAAGUGUAUUUUAUGCCCUCACUCCCUCCUAUCUAUUAUUCAUUUAGAAGCAUAUUUAUGUAAGUGUAAUAUGUAUUUUGGAUCUAUUUUUGGUUUCCCUUAGUUUCAGCCUAAACUCCCUAGUAUUGCCUGUCACUGCAAGGGUGCAUAAUUUAUUAUUGCACUAUGGAAUAUUGCUAUUUAAUAUAACUUGUGCAGUGCAUCAAUAAUUGGACCCAUGGCUAGAGGACAAAUGGCAGAGAGAAAUUGCUCUUUUGAUCAAAAGGGGCUUCUGCAAGGUGUGAAACGGAAUGCCGUUUUUGAACUUUCAAAGGUCCUGCAAGGUGAAACAUUUUACACUCAAGCCAUCUGUAUGACUAGUUUCAAUGUAAACUAACUGACUUUGGCCGGAAACUCUCAAUUGAUAGUUCAAUCCUUUUGAUAUGGUAAUGGUAUUAGUUUCAUGAAGAGCCUUCCUUGUGUUCCAGUAUUAUAUCCAAGAGAAACAUUAAUACUUACCCACAGCUUAAUAAUUAAGCCUCAUUUUUAUUAUAUUUGGAAUGGGACAAGGAACAUAUCAGUAUGUUACAAAAAAAGAAACAAACAGCCAUCAGACGAAACAGAAGUAUAAUAGACAGUUGAAAAUCGUUCCUUAAGUCUGCUGACCAACGAUAGUGCUGAGUGAUAUACAAAUCUUCCCAAAGUCACAAGGUAUUUUUAAGAUAGACUUUAUUGGGCGAAAAGAUAUAAGUGCAUCUUUAUCAGAUACCUCUGAUGAAGUGACAGGACGUCACGAAACGCGUAAGGCUGCAUCUUUCCGUACACACACUCACAGUGGAACGCACGCGGUGGAUUCCCUCGACGAGCUGUUUCUCACAACGACUCUGAUACUAUCUCUGAAGCCGGCUUUGAGGAGGCAGUAUUCCUAGAGUCUGCAGAACACUUGGAGGAAGACAUCAAAAGGAAAGUUCCCUUUCAUUCGCUUUCUGUGAGCUGUUUUUAUGCAUUUAUAUUUUUUAAUGCACUUAUAUCUUUUCGCCCAAUAAAGUCUAUCUUAAAAAUACCUUGUGACUUUGGGAAGAUUUGUAUAUCACUCAGCACUAUCGUUGGUCAGCAGACUUAAGGAACGAUUUUGUUUUAUUUUAGAUGUACAACUGUCCAUUACACAGUUAUACUUCUGUUUCGUCUGACGGCUGUUUGUUUCUUUUUUUUGUAACAUACUGAUAUUUGUUACUUGCAUUCAGUUUGUUACUAUAUAAUUAGCUCAUACUGGCUAGUUUCCCUGCUAUAUAUGUAGGGGUAUACAAGCUAUUUGAUUUCCAUAUGAGCAUACAUCAUAAGGACUUUCUCUGGACUCUUGUACAUUUGUAUUAAGACUGUGGACUUUAUCCAAUUGUAAUCAUUUUAUUCUCAUAUUGCACCAAUUGGCUAUAAUAGCUAUUUAGUAGUACGGUGUAGGUCAAGCGAUUUAGUUUUUUCUUUUCUUUUUGAUAUUUACUUUUUGGUGUGGAUAUCCACUCCUGGUUUAAAGUAUUAGGUUUUUCUAUUUUAGUAUUUGUGUAUUUAUUCAACCUAGGGUGUGGGUUGUUUUACCAGUUGGUUAGUGGAUAUUCCACUUUUUUUUUUUUUUUUCCUCUCAUUAUUUUUUCCUCCCUGCAGUUCCAAGUGGAAUUCUUUCCUCUUGGUUCUUUUUGAUAAAUAGUGAACGUUAACCCUUUCACUACCACAACUACCUCACACACACUCUUGGAGUAGGGUGCUUUCGUGACAUAUUUGCCCACAUCCAGAAUGGCUGCAGCUCUGUUCCUGUACUACCUGUUGUAUUAAGUUUAAGCACUGCUCAGAUAUGAGCAUAUUUAUUAUACAAAACAUCUGCUCACUCAGAUACUGACCCUUUUCUACCUCUUAUUGAUAGCUUACCAAAACUAGCAGUUUUCCAGCUAUAAUAACUACCAAACACUUAAUACCCAUAUCCAAAAUGGCCAAUUCACCACUUCCUGUGGGUGGAUUUUCUGACAUCCAAAACAUAAACUCUAUACUAUUUUAAUCCACACAAAACGUGGUCCUUUACUACUGUUCCAUUAUCCUAUGAAUAAAUUAAAUGUAUCCACUAGUAAUUAUAUUAAUGGUUUUUCAUAAUUCAGUAUAGUACAUAACAUGUAAACUUGAGGUCAAAUUAUGUAUUUUUGGUGCCAAAAUAGCUAUUUUUUAAUUACCAUAUCCCUAUAUAAUACUCCUAUGUGCCAGGUCAAUCUGUUUACACUUGAAAAAGCCUUUAUUGGUGAAACGUGUUGUGUAAUAUUGUAACUUUUAUGUUUUAUUUUAAGCAUUAAAGUACAUUUGGUUUUAAUUCACUUUGUUGUGAUAGACCAUUUAUUACACUUUGUAUGCAAUUUAAAAGUUUAUUUGUUCCUGGCACACCUAACUUCAGUUCUGGACAACUAUUCCCCAACAUAUCCCUGGUGGGGAUUAUACCACCCAUGCACAGAUAUUUGAGCAACUUAACACUCUAUCAAAUGUGAGUAUAAUAAAAAAUUUUUGUACUGCAUCACAUAUUUAUGUUUACAGUGAGCACUAUUGGAUAUUUUCUUUUUCAUUCAUAUACCUGCCUGCACAUUGAGAUUUUUGCCUUAUACGUUAUAUCCAUCAGUUGGGAUUGUACCACUGCAAGCAAUCUUACUUUGAGCUAAUUUAAGCUCUAUAAUGUGAGUGCUACCUCAUAUACUGCUGUUCUGAGUCCUAUUUUUCUGCCAAAACAAUUUGCACUAUCAAGAGAAUUCCCUACAUAUAUUUGCAAGCAUUAAGAGCCAACAUUCCCCAAGAAUCCAGAAACAGAUAGGAUUGCGAUAUUUGGACUGUGAAUAUAUAUAUAUAUAUUUUUUUUUUUUUUACUGUGUGUGUGUGUGUGUGUAUGUAUGUGUAUAUAUAUUUCUUAUUAGAUUAUACUGGUUUACACCUUUUGGUGCAACUUGUUUUUUUUGUAUGUUAUGCUGUCUACUUUUAGGUUUUGCAGAUAUCCCCUGUACCCAGUGUUUGCUGCGUAAGUCUAGUCAGUUGUUUCCUUAGCACCUAUUCAUUUUCGUGUUUUCCUAAAAGUCUCUAUAUCUCUCUUCCCUGUCAGAAUAUAAUAAAGAUCAAAAAAGAGGUUUCGACUCUGCGAACCGAUUUCAGCCUGCUCUAGCAUUCAGGCAAUGAGAACACUGGGAAUCCUCAUGUUGUGUAUUCCAGCAGUAGGCAAGAGCAUGAUUAAGACCUCUUCAGUGGUCCACAAAUGUUGUAAACGAGCUAAAAUGGUGGAAUAAUUCAGAUUUCCUGAGUCUAGGCAUUUUCUUUCUGCCAAAAAGAUUGGCUUACAAUUACCACAGCCGCUUCAAUAACUCGUUAGUGCGCUAACCUGAAUACUGUAAUUCGCCGAGGCAGGUGGACUAAAGAAGAGGCACAGCAUUUCUUCAACAUCAGGCAACUAAAGGCACUUCUGAAGGCUCUACUUUCUUUCGAGCCAUGGACCACAGGAAACCUGUAAGGAUUCAAUCAAACAUUGCAGUUGUCCCCUUACUGAACAAACAAGGAGGUACAAGACUAGCUUGUCCUGCCUGUGCACACAGAUCAUGUUGUGGUCAGAAGAAGACUAGAAGCCAUUUCAGCUAUUCUCAUCAGAGGAGUAGUAGACCACGUUAUAGCAGGUGAUGACCAAGGAACAGUGGACAUAAACAGAAUGACGGCUAGACCUGAAAAUGUUUUGUAAAAUCACAAAAAAGAUCGGCCAAUCAAGAAUAGAUCUCAUGGCAACAAGGCUGAACAGGAAAGUACUAACUUGUUUCCCUGUCCUGGACAGAUCAACUGGAUUAUUUACAUGGCCUAUCUGUCACAUGGGACUUCAGCCUAGUAUGCAUUUUCAUAAAAGUCUCUGACUCAACAUAUUCUACAGAAAAUGAGAUCAGACAUCAACUGUGAUUGGAAAUACACAUACCAAAAAACAGGCAUCUACAAUGCAAAGAUUAAAUUUGAGAUCUGUAAAAAGGCAUAUCAAUAUGUUGAAGGGUAUCUUCGUAUCUAUAUCAUAGCAUAUAGGAGAAAAAUAAAAAGAUAAUAGUGCAGAGUUUCUAUAACCGGGUAAACCUUUUUAUAAACCUUGCACUUACAAGAUAAAAGCAAAAGAUAGGCACAUCUCAAGGAAAUUGCUCGAUGUAAGAAGGCAGGCACUCCCACUGUUGGAAUACAGAGUGUGCUAAAAUCCUUCUCGAAGCGCCAGAGUAAAAUACAAUAAAAAUAAAAGAAACUCUAAUAGCACAUAACAAAAAAGCCCUACGUGUUUCGUUCAAAUCAUGAACUUCUUUAGGGGCAAUAAGGCAUCAGUACAUAUCCUUAUGCAGUCUGAUCCGUGAGAGUCUGUGGAACGCUAUAAAUACAUACAAAAGUUCCUGCAUGUUGCCAUCAGCCUAUCCGCAUGGAGGUAUCACAGCUGUAACUCAUUGUUCUGAGACUUGCAUUCCAAGUCUCGUUUUCGUGUAGGGUUCCGUCAAUGGUCUGAUGAUGCCAUCAUCUUUCGCCGGUAUGCGUUCCACACUCGUAAAUGCGUUCCAUUCGCAUUACGGAUAUGAGUUCAUAUAGUCCAUAAUAAAUCGAUACGAAAAUAUAUAACAAAAGAAACAAAGGAUUAACAAACUGCAACGUUAAGUUAAUAAUGCAUACAUGAUUAAAAAGUAAAAAUGGGUAACAUUAUGAAUAUAUGUACAAGGUAAAUGUAAUAUUGGACUAAAUGACAGAGCGAGAGAGAGAAUAGGGAUAUUGAAAAGAAAUGUGGAAAUAAAAUAUGAAGUGUAUAGAAUAAAAAUAGAGAUAAGAAAAUUAUAUGAAAUGAUAAACCUAAAGAAAACACAUCAGGUCAAAAUCUACGUUAAGACCUUUUGGCCGCAAAGUUUGCAGCCUGUGAAUCCAACCCUCUCUGUCUCCGUUUAGUCACAAGAUCCCCGCCCCUGUGAUCUAAAGAAACUUGUUCGAUAUCAACACAUUGUAAAUCAUUUAAAUUAAAAGUGGGGCAUUUCAUGCCGUGUACAGGGACUGAGUGAGUUUGUAGAUUUUUCUUAAUUUUGUUUUUAUGUUCUAAAAAUCUGGUUUUCGCCUUUCUACCCAUCCUCCCUACAUAUUGCAUACCGCAACUACAAGUUAGCAGGUAUACAACAUGAGUAGAAGAACAGGUAAAUAGGCUUUUGAUCUUAACCCCUUAAUGACACAUGAUGGAUAUAUUCCGUCAUGAUUCCCUUUUUAUUACAGAAGUUGUGUCCUUAAGGGGUUAAAGGACCACUCUAGGCACCCAGACCACUUCAGCUUAAUGAAGUGGUCUGGUUGCCAGGUCCAGCUAGGAUUAACCCUUUUUUGCUGUAAACGUUUAUAAUAGGGUUAAUCCAGUCUCUAGUGGCUGUCUCAUUGACAGCCGCUAGACGUGCUUCUCACAGUGAGAAGACGCCAGCGUCCAUAGGAAUGCUUUCCUAUGGACUGGCUGAAUGCGCGGCUCGUGCCGCAUUCAGGCGAUGAGGAGGAGGGUCCCCCACCCGGCGCUGGAAAAAGAGGUAAAUUUAACCCCUUCCGCCCCCUAGAGCCUGGCGGGAGGGGGGCCCUGAGGGUGGGGGCACCCUCAGGGCACUAUAGUGGUCCUUUAAAUUUCUCAAAAGUUCAAUUACUAUUAAAUUCCUUUACAACAGUAUACUUCUAAUUGCAACUUUUGCAAUUGCCACAUGUAUAGAAUCCCUUUUUUUUAGCUCCUACUUUGGUGGAACGAAAAGUGCUUGGUGAUAAAAUAUCUUUAAAACUAGUCCCUUUUCUAAAAAUAAUUUUAGGAUUGUGAGGUAGUCGUUGUUUUAAAAAAGCUCAACUGCGAUUUCCAUCAUUCCUUGUUGGCCAAACCAAAGUUGAUUUUCAGAGACUGAUGGCCUAGUCAAGUUGUGAUCUUCCUAUCAGAGAACCGAUUGUGGAGAAUAAGGAACUCCCAAUGGAAACACUGAAGAUGUUAAAACUGAUGGCAUGAUUAAUCCUCAGGAAUCCAGGAGGGAAGAACCCUUGAGAUCUAUAUCACCUGUUCUUCAUCGUUCAGAAUAACCCUUUAAUCUUCAAAGUGCACAUUUGGAAGCAUCCUAGGCAAUUAUCACUAGUGGUUGACAGAGACCAUCUAGAUGGCCUUUGAAUUAAAUGGGCAAUCACUAUCUACCAUUAUAAAGGCACAUACCACAAGAGCUAUGGCUACAUGUAGGGCAACAAAAGCAUUUGACUCUCCUGAGAACAUCUGUUAAGUGGCGAUAUGGUCAUCAAUCAAGUUGACCGGAAUUAUUUCUUGCUAUUACCGAGUCUGUGGGAUCAAGUGUUUAAGAUAUGAUGGGGUGGAUUUCCUCAAAUAAUUUUUCACGUUUUAUUAUAGACUACUCGUCCACCUGAAGGUAGAACAUAACUCCUGUAGUGUCGCUUUACUAAGGAAAAAAGAAUUUGCGAUUAAGUAAAAUUUGUUGUUUUUUUGUUUAGAGAGACUUUAUUAUACAGACUGGUGAUCCGUUGGGCACAGGACGAGGAGGAUCUUCUGUUUUUAGGUAUGGUUCUUAUGGUUUUCAUUUUAUUUAGCUAUUGUGAGACACAACAUGUUGGUAACAGGAAAAAAAUACCUUGAUGUAUUUAGAUAGCUUUUUCAACUUUUGUUAUGGCAUAUGACCUAUGAUUUUAAAACUAUCAGUAUUUGUUACUAAAGUGUGAUUUGCAGAUAAAGUGAUUAUUCUUUUUAUUUAUUUUUUCCAAGCAAUGCCCCCGGCAUUAAAGUUAAAAUAUCUUAGUAUGUGUGUUUUCAAGCAGGAAGGCUGCACAUAUAUAGACUCUUGUCACCAUGACCGCUUCUAAAAGCAGAAGUUGUCAUGGUGGUUGGAGUAACCCUUUAAACUGUCCCUUAUCUCCGCCAUCUUCUCCAUGCCAUAUUUCUUUGGCUCAUGACAAUUUCAUUGUCCAUUAGUUUGUACAGUAUCAUGAGAAUAUUUAUGGGGAUUAAUUAUUAAUUAAAAAUAUUUUUAUAAAAUAUUGGUGCUUAUUGGCGCUAUUCCCAAUAAUUACAUAAAAAAGCAAAGUUACUCACUAUUUUAGACCUAGAAUACGUUGUUCGAAUUUAAUAUUCAUACAUUAAUAUCACAACUUUUUAUCAAAAUUAUAUUUAUUUUUGUUAAUAGGUGUAAACAUAGAUGAUGGUGAAUAGUUUUCAAUAACACUGAACAAAAUAUUGUAUAGUACAGCAAUCACAAUAAGGCAAUUUCAAACUCUGUGAGUGAUGGGACUGUUAGUCCCAAACAUUAUCAAUCAACAGGGUUAGCAUAUGAAAUAUUCAUUAUUUUUUUUUUUAUUUCUCAUAUAUAUCAAUAAAACAUACAUAAUUAAAAAAUUACAAGACAAAAACAUACAAUACAAUACAUAUUGGAUGAUGCAACGCAGGUUUUUGUAUUCUUAAUUUAUUUAACCUCUUAAGGACGGCGGGCGACAUAGUACGUCCUCCGUUCUUCCCACUUACCUGAUCGCCAGGAUUAUCCGCCGGCGAUCGCGAUGGGGGGACUUGCCUGGCAUCCUAGGCAGUACCCCUGCAUCUGAACCUGCUCUCCUGGGCCAUGUGAAAUAAAUUUAAAUAAAGUUAAAACACAGUGUAAAAUAAAAUAAUAUAUACUUAGAUCUGAUAUAUAUAUAAAAACACAAAAUCCUUGCACUCAGGCUUAUAGGUUACAACAUACCGGGUGCUUGUAGUCCUGGGGAAAAAUCCAAUAUCCAAGUAGCAAGGGUGACCAGCACUCACAGAUUCAUAAUUUUAAUUAAAACAUCCAAAGUUUAAUGAAAAAAAUAGUUGACAGCUCAACGUUUCAGUCCUCCUCUGGGACUUUCAUCAGGAACAACAAUAAUGUCUCAAAGACUCAUACAUAAAUAGAAGAAGUAAUUAGCCUAAUUGGUAAUUGAGAAAAUUGGCAAAAUUACAAAUUGUAUUCCAAGAAUUAACAUAGUUAACUAAUAUAUACAAAAAGGAAAUAGUCCUACCUGCCAGUGUAAUACUGCACGAGCCGCCGGCGUCCCCAAACCACACGCGCGCAUGCGCGGAAAAACCCCGCCCUACAAUUACGUAAUUGCACAACGCACGUCGGCAAGACGGCCGGAAAACAGAUCGGCUUCUCGCAACGACAAAUACGUUGGCAAUCACUAAGCACAUAUACCGUGCACAGAUCUACAGUGCUAAAAAUGUGGUGGAAAAAAAAUAUAUAUGUGGAGUAAUUAUACACAUUGACAAAGUGACUACUGUGAGACCAGGAACAGUGUAUGUAUGUCAUAUUAAAUAUAAUAAAAAAUAAAUGCAUAUAACCAAUAAAGCCAAGUAAUCUUAAAGUGCAUACAGUGCUGGUCACCCUUGCUACUUGGAUAUGGAUAUAUAUAUAUAAUAUAUAUAUAUAUUUUUAUUUUUUUUUAUUUUUUUUACACUGUCUAAGUGUAUUUUAAUAUUAAUAUAUAUAUUCUAAAUACCCGUAGUGAUAUUAAUUUUGAUUCUAACUGUAUUUUGAUAUUUAUAUAUAUAUAUCUCAAAAUACACUUCGAAUGAAAUAAUAUAUCUUUAUACAUAAAUAUAUGAUACAUCUUUAUAUAUAAUUUUAAUUCUACGUAUAUAUAUUUAUGCAAUACUUUUACCUAAUAAAGUAAUUUUUAUUCAUUAUAUUUGGGUUAAUAUUACUGCAUUACCGUUUAUAGGUAGUAUUACACUUUAUUAUUCAAUUUCUGUGAUUUCAGAUUAGAUUAUAAAAUACAAGCUAUACUCUGUCUAAAUGCCCAUACCAAAAAUAGUGUACAUUCUCCAUCUCCAUGGAGAUAUGUUCACUUAGAUGGUUUCCUAGGAUACUGGAUGCAUAUCCAUGGUAACUUGACACGCGGUAGUUAUGAUAUCCUGCCAGUGAUCCUCUCAAUAGAUUUGGGUGCACUGUGACUAUAGCUUCUCAAUGAGUGAUCUAAGUAAAAUGUUCUGUGACAUGGGGACCAAGGUUAACUGGAACAAUAAUUCUUUGGUUGCCAUCUUUUAUAACAGUCUGUCAAAGAGGCUAAAAGAUGAGCUGGGAGCAAGAGACUUCCCCUCAGAUCUAGAGACAUGUAUUGACCAUGUGGGUCAUAUUGAGCUUUGGUUACAUAAGAGAAAUGAACAAGAGAUAGAAUAAGUGUCACCAGGAACAUAUGAUGUAUUUGACUCCCCAAUACUAAAGUAAUCCAAAAGGAAUUUCUGUGGACCAGUAAGCUACUUUUGUAGAUUACUACAGCUCAUCACCAUCUGGUGCUCUAUUAGUGGCAUGCUCCCCACCAUGCCUUGCAUGUGCUCUGCCAGCUGAUCGUGAUGGGAGUUGCUGUAAAUGUAGGCCCUGAAACAAAACACCCCUGACUAGACUGCUCUGCUGUAGAGAGCUCCCACAAUGCUAAGCCAGCCAUAGAUCUAGCAGGUCAUAGUAUAAGUCUUCUCUCGCCUGAGUCAUGGACGGAAAGCCCGGGGCGGCGCUGCGGCCAAGGGCUGCCCACAAAGAGACGCAGAGCUGGGAGGAGAGGUACGGGCAGCACCUAGCACAGCUCAGGGCUAGCUAUAUAACACUGGGUGUCAGACAUUGCAGAGAUCUGGGACACACACACACACACACACACAAGGGGUGUGUAAUUUUCGGCAGAUUUAACCCAUUUUCGGCCGAAAUGGCAUGGGCCCAAUUUUGGCAGCCAAAUUUUCAUUGCAUCCCUACAUAAUACCAAACCAAUUAUUUAUAUCUAUCUCAUGUCCAAGCUCUCUCUCCCAGCUAUUCAGGGCUUUAGGUUUUAGCAAAUAAUCAUGAGGUAUACCCAGUAGUUUUUUUUAUUUAUUUUUAUUAUCAAUAACACUCAUACUUUCUUUUAACAGAAAGCCUCUUACUCUUAAAUGAGUGAAAAUUUUACUAUUUGGAAGGGAGAACUCGAGCAUGAGUUGGGGGAAAUUUUUCCUUCUUUCCAUAGUUGUUGUUGUUGUUGUUGUUGUUAUUAUUAUUAGUUUAUUAUUUAUAUAGCACCAACAAAUUCCGGGGUAAAGUGACACAAAAAGUAAGGAUAGUAUUAGACUAAGCACAGUUGCAAGAGAGGAAUCAGUCGAGAGCUAUUAAUAGUUUAAUUCAAAUGCUUUUAUGAAGAAGUGGGUUUUAUUUUUUUUUAUUUUUUUAAGGAGUGGGGACUGGGUGAGCAUCUAACGAAGGAGGGAAGUGAGUUCCCCAGGAAUGGUGCAGCCCUUGAAGGCGAGCAUCAGAGGUGGGAGUACGGACAGAAGAUAGACAGAAGUCUUCAACAGUGUGUAAGGGUCUAGACGGGACAUACUUAUGUAUUAGGGAGGAUAGAUAGGUGGGAGCAGCAUUCUGUACAUUUGAAAGCGAGAACCAGAAUUUUAAAUUGAGGCCUAUAUCAUACAGAAAGCCAUUGUAGGGGCUGACAGAAGGGUGAGGCGCAGGAGUUUCGGGCAGACAGGAAGAUAAGCCUUGCUGCCGCAUUCAUUAUGGACUGUAACGGCGUAAGUUGGGAGCAUGUCAGACCACCGAGAAGCGGAUUACAGUAGUCAAGGUGAGAAAGAACAGUGGAAUGGACCAGCACCUUAGUCGCAUCUGGCGUUAAGUAGGGUCGGAUGUGCGCUAUGUUUUUGAGAUGGAAACAACAUGAUUUGGCGAUAGACUGAACAUGAGGCGUGGAGGAGAGGUUGGAGUCAAAGAGAACACCUAGGCAGCGAGCCUGCGUGGUGGAGCUGAUGGUAGCACCGUUGACUUGGAGGGAGGGAGACACAGGAGUAGCAACACUUGAGGGAGGAAAGACCAGAAUUUCAGUUUUGGUCAAGCUGAGUUUGAGGAAUUGGGCAGCCAUCCAGUUAGAAAUAGUUAGAGGCAGUCAGAGACACUAGUCAAGAGUGACAGGGAGAGGACAGGUAGAUUUGCGUGGUAAAUGAUAUUGGAAGCCAAAGGAGCUAAUGAUCUUACCAAGGGAGGCAGUAUAGAUAGAGAACAGAGAAGAAGCUGUUGAUCAACAGUGUCAAAAGCCACAGAAAUGUCAAGGAGAAUUGGGAUAGAGUAGUGACCACGAGAUUUUGCAGCGAUUAGAUCCACAAAGCGCUUAGCACGGAAACUAGACUGAAGCGGGUCUAGCAGAGAGUCGGACUCGAGGAAGUCUGUCAAUCUCGCAUACACAACUCUUUCAAGGAUCUUGGAUUCAAAAGGCAGUCGCAAGAUAGGACGGUAGUUGGAUGGGGAGUUAGGGUCAAGGUUACGCUUCUUUAGAAUUGGGUUUACAGUUGCAUGUUUGAAGGGCGAUGGAAAUAUGCCAAAGGGGAAAGAGAGAUUGAGAAUUUUAGUGAGAGGUGAAGAAAGAGAAGAAGACAGAGUAUAGAUGAGAUGCGAGGGAAUUGGAUCAAGGGAGCAGGUGGUGGGGCGGCAGGACUGGAGCAGAGCAGAAACCUCUUCUGUUGUAGGAAUGAACAUAGAACAGCAAAGGGAGUGAGGUUAGGGGAAGUAUUGUAAGGGGAAGAAAAAAAAUCUCCCCUGAUUGUAGAGAUCUUGUCAGUGAAGUGAUUUGCAGGUCAAGUUAGUAGGUGGAGGAGGAACAAUAGGGCGAAGAAGAGAGUUAAAUGUGUGAAAGAGUUGUUUUGGUUCGUGGGAGAGUGUUAUGAGGGUAUUGAAGUAAUUUUACUUUUGCAGAGGAAAGAGCUAAGCUCUAUGAGCGCAGUAUAAAUUUAUAGUGGAGAAAGUCAGACGCACAGUGAGACUUUCUCCAACAGCGUUCAGCAGUUCUGGAGCAUUUUUGUUUGUUUGUUGGGGGCGCUUGCUACAUUUAAAUGUAAGAGGUGCCAUGAUGUCUAGUUGAGAGGAGAGGGUGGAAUUGUUGCAGAGCUAGGACAGGUGAGGUUUGAGAUUAGUGGAGAAAUGCUCUAAGUCAAGACAUUGGAGGUUUCUGUGAGAUUGAUGUUCAGACGGUGGUGUCAGUUGGGUCUUAGGUAUGCUGAUGUCAAAAGUCAACAUAUGGUGGUCAGAGAAAAAGGAAUAUUGGAGAGAUUAGAAGCGGUACAGAGAUUGGUGAAGGAGAGAUCAAGAGUGUUUCCUGCUUAAUGGGUUGCUAAAUAGGACUAUUGCAUAAGGCCAAAUGAAGAGGUUACAUGAGCAGACGAGAGGCAUCUGUGCAACUGGGGUUGUUGAUUGGGAUAUUUAAAUCCCCAAGUACAAGGGAAAGGAGUGCUAAAUGAGAGGAAGUGGGGAAGCCAGGAGGAAAAGUGCUCAAGGAAUAGUCUAGGAUGACCGGGGGGAGGGGCGGGGAGGGGUGGUAGAGAUAGCUAUUCUUAAAGGAUCACUAUAGGAUUAGGAACACAAACAUGUAUUCCUGACCCUAUAGUGUUAAAACCACCAUCUAGCCCCCCUGGGCCCCUCAUGCCUCCAUAAAUAUAGUAAAAUUCUUACUGUAUUCAAGCCUGAAGCUGUAACUCUGCAUGCUGUUAGACUCAAAAAACAAACAGUCUGCUGACAUCAUCAGAAGUGGUAGCCUGAUCCAAUCACAGUGCUUCCCCAUAGGAUUGGCUGAGACUAACAAAGAGGCAGAUCAGGGGCAGAGCCAGCAUGAUUCAAACACAGCCCUGGCCAAUCAGCAUCUCCUCAUAGAGAUAAAUUGAAUCAAUGAAUCUCUGAGGAAAGUUCAGUGUUACAUGCAGAGGGAGUAGAUACUGAAUGUUUGGAUGCAUUUUAGGCAGUCAUGACCCAGGAAGGAUCUCUAACAGCUAUCUGAGGAGUGGUCAGUGAAGUUAUCACUAGGCUAUAAUGUAAACACUGCAUUUUCUCUGAAAAGACAGUGUUUACAGCAAAAAGCCUGAAGGUAAUGAUUCUACUCACCAGAACAAAUUCAAUAAGCUGUAGUUGUUCUGGUGACUAUAGUGUCCCUUUAACCCCUUAAGGACACAUGACAUGUCAUGAUUCCCUUUUAUUCCAGAAGUUUGGUCCUUAAGGGGUUAAAGGAGUGAAUUUAAAUAGGCAAACAGUGUGAACUUCAAAACAAGAAAAGGAUAGGGCAGGGGGAGUUAUGAUUUGUUGAAAGGUACACUGAGGGGAGAGAAGGAUGCCUAUACCACCUCCUUUACAGUUGAGUCUGUGAGUGUGAGAGAAUUGUAGCCCAUCAAAACAUAAAGAGGCCGGAGUAGCGCUAUUAGAGGGGGACAGCCAGGUCUCUGUAAGUGCAAGUAGUGUGAGUGAGUUUGAGAUGAAAAAAGUUGUGUAUGGCUGUUUAUUUUAAAUUACUGCAGACGUAGCGGCCGUUCCAGAGUGCACACUGAAAUGGCACUGAUCAAAGUAUCCAAUGAUAUAAUAUUUUCCUUAAAGGACCACUAUAGUGCCCUGAGGGCACACUCAUUUUUGCAUACUCAAUUUUUUUGUUUUGUUAUUGCUCUAGACCAGAGGUAGGCAACCUACAGCACACAAGGUGUCUUUGCACGGCACUCAAGGCUGCUACAGCCAAACAGGCUCUGGCCUAUCAGGAGUCCCAGUGAAACUUCAUAUAUCUGCUAAUAUGAAAAGGUGGUGAAGGACAAUCCUCAAUUUAUGCAUUGCAGAUGACUUCCUCCCAGCACUUGUGAAUGGGAAUCCACACUGUAGUAGAGCAGCCUGCAGAUGCUGUUGCUGCUCCUAUCCUUGACCUGUACCUGGCCAGCUUGGUCCCCACUGGAACCCAUGGAAGUCACCCACACUGCUAGUUUUACACAGAAAUGCACAAUGACCCUCCCCUCAUACAAAUAAUACUAACAGCCCACAAACAAACAUACAUACAUACAAUCCGCACAAACGUAACCCGCUAACAAUCCACAAACCCACAUGUAAUACCCCAAACAGCCCCCACACAUACACACACUACCAAACACACAAUGUGACAUAUCCAUCUACACACACAAUUCCACAAGCAGCCCCAUACACUGCUUACAUUCAUAUGUAUCAUACACGAUACCACAAACUACUCCUGAACAUAUACAAUAUAAUAGCUCAUAUACGCACAAAUACAAUGAUACAAAGCAAUUACAGUAUAAAUAACACAAGCAGAAUACGGCAGCAUACACACCUCAAUUUAAAAAAAAUAGGACCGGCACGCUACGGGACAUCACAAUACUAUAUCGGCCCAGUGCUGCUAACAGGUUGCCUACCCCUGCUCUAGACCAAUGAGAUAUUUGAUUUAAGCCACUAUCUAUGUGCACUUUAUUAAAGUUUUAGAUAAGAUAGUUCUUUUAAAAGUAGUAUUUAACCCCCGAACAUUCAAUGUCAUCCAAUUGAACAUAUUUGGAUAUCAGUAUAUUUACAAGCUCGUCUUCUGUUCCACAUGGCAUAUUCCAUUAACAAUAACCCACAUAUAAUAUACACGUGAACAAGAAUCUCUCUCCUCCACAUGUACCCCCUUACAGCAGACAACAACAAAAAAAUAUAUAUAGUACAGAAAGGAAAGGAAAAAUCAUAUAUGAUGAUUCUUCUCUGUCUCUACUAUUUUUCAGACCAUUUAUCAACUAUAAUUCGAGAGUAUUAAAACAGGGAGGGAAAAAAGAGAAAAUAAAGGAAAAAAAAUAAAUAAUUACAAUCCUUUUUUCUCUUUCUCCCUUAUGGAUAUGCUCUUUACUUUUGAGCAAAUUUAUUAUAAUAGAUUAUGACUUUUUUACUCCAUUUCAGUGUAUAUUAUAAAGGGUAAACCAUCUCUUUCUCCAUUAUUCUAAUAUUACUUUACUUUGUUUAUCAAAAAGUACUUAGUGUAAAUCAUAAAAAUAAAGUGAGAUAUGAAGGAUUGAAUUUCUAUCCCAAUAAUCCAUCUACACAUGAAUUCUUUUACCCUUUUUAAAAGGGUGUGUUCUAAUCCUGACUCCUUAUGUUCAUAUAUUCCCAAUUCCUUUCUCUAAUGUAAUUAUACAUCUAUAUAUUUUAAUAUAUAUUCCUUUCUCUAAUGUAAUUAUACAUCUUCUGAUUUUCAACUCUAGUGCUGAGUUCUGUGAUAUCUUUAAUUAUUUUAGAAUUUGUUUGUAUCUCCGCUUUUAGUUGUUCCAAAAGUUGAUAUAGUGCCUUUUCUAGGUGUUGUGGAGUGACUCCUCCAUUUCUUUGUAUAGCUGGUAAAUCAAUCUGUGACUCUUCUGUAUUAGUAGAUUCGAUAAUACUGUUCUGCUUCUUGUAGGGACGAAUCUUCAGUAUUAUUUGUAGUUGUUCUCUAAGUUGUUUGUGGGGGGGGGGGGUGUAAAAGGAUGUUGCAGUUUUAGCUUCCCUUUUUUUCUGAUCUUGCUCAUUGGUUAUUUUCUUAUCCUUUUUUAGAUGUCUCUCUGUCUGUUUCCUAUUUGCCAUUUUAAAUCUUGUUUGACUUUUUCUGUCUGAUACGGUAAUUUAAGAAAGAAAAAACAGCAAGAGGGAGGGAAAAAAAGGAACAAAAAACAAGAAUUUUUUUUUUUAUCCUUUUAACUUUAACUUCCCCUCUCCUUUUCCUUUCUUCUCUCCCAUCCUUUAUACUCUUCUUCCUUUCCCCUUUUUUCUUGUUUUCUUUUUUCUCUCCCUUUGUCUUCCUUCUCUCCUUUUCUCCCUUUAGUGGGUGCAAUUUUUACCCCUAAGUACGUAAGGAAGGUUGAUCUCCUGUCGAAGGACUAGUGAGAGCAAAGGGAGUUACAGGUCCAUAGGUAGCUUAAUGGGGAUGGCCUGGGUUUUGUCAUGAUUUAAACGGUAGUGGGAGAUAUUUCCAAACUGUUGUAGUAGAUCUAUUAGAGAUGGAAGUGAAUCUUGAGGGUCAGAGAAGGCUAUGAAAAUGUCAUUCGCAAAUAGUGCUAAGCUGUAUUCUCUACCAUGAAUGGGGAUACCUUUAAUGAAAGGAUGAUUGUGGAUGCUAGAGGCUCAAGGGAAAGUAUGUACAAGAGGGGUGACAGCAGGCAAACUUGGCGAGUGCCAUUCGUGAUGGAGAAUGGUGUAGAUAGGAAACCUCCGUGGGAGACUUUAGCUGCCAGGGCGUUGUAUAACGCCAUGAUGCCUCGAAUCGUGUCUUGUGGAAAAUUUUUAUUUAGCCAGUACUCUGUUCAUGAAAGAUCCGAUAAGCCGGUCGAAGACCUUCUCCGCAUCCAGUGCGAGGAGAAGGCCUCAUUUUCAUCGGGUCUCCAAAGUAGUCAGGGUAUUAAGCAUCUUCCUCGUGUUGUCAGACCCUUGAUGGCCUCGUAUGAACCCCGACUAUUCAUUAUGUAUAAGUUUAUGGAGUAGCGGGGCAAGUCUGUUACUAAAGAGUUUGGCUUAAAUCUUUGCCUCUCCAUUAAGCAGGGAAAUUGGCCAAAUGUUUUUUACACUGUCGGGGGUUACCUGGCUUGGGAAGGAUGGCUAUAUGCGCUAUGAGCAUUACUCAAAAAGUUCGUCACCUCCAUUGAUUACUUCCCCAUAACCAUACAUAUUGGUAAAAACCAGUACAUUAAGUAGAAAUACAUGCUGAUUAUCGUUGGGACUAUAAAUGUUAAUCAGGGUUGUUAUUAAGGUUGUUAUUAAGGAGGCAUUGUAGUAUUACGUAGCGCCCCUUUUUGUCACAAAAUUUUUUGUACUUAGGAAAACACUCUGUCUCUGCCAAUCAAAAUAGAAAGGCCACAUUUUUGGCUGAAUAUCAGGCAUGUUAAUCAUAUGGAAAUCAAGGUUAGCUAAAGCGAGGCAUGCAACCUCAUUUGAAAUUCGUCUCUUGGAAGAACACUACAUGGGCUCUACCUCGUUUAGCAUCUCUCAUAGCCAAUUUGUGCUUAUUAGGAGAAUUGAGCCCUUUAGUAGGGAUUCGCCGAAAUUCCAAAUGUUAUUUUUAUUUUUUGUUGUAAGUAUCAGUAUCGGCUGAUAAUCAUCAGUAAUACCAAUAAUGAGGUGGGCCGGCGCGUCCAUAAGGUGGCACAAGCGGCCGUGUUGGGGCGUACCGGCCCACGGGAUGCUAGAUUGGAGUGACCAUCAAGAGGUGGGUACACAGCGCUCCAUAAUGCUAGACACACUGUGGCCUAGCGGAGAAGUGCGCACCGUGGUACAGGAACUUAUGUUUCCUGUACCCUGCCAGAGUGAACGGAAGUGCUCACUGAGAGAGCACUUCCUGUCAGUCCAGCCGGGUACAGGAGACUGAACCUCCUGUACCGCGGGAGACAAGACAGGGGGAAGUUACACUUUGGGAGAGUGGGGGAAGGAAAUAACAAUAUGUGAAAGGGGAGGCAGUGGGGGGAAGGAAAGAACACUAUAUGGGACAGGGGAGGGAGUGGGGGAAGGAAAGAACACUAUGGGUCAGGGGAGUGAGUGGCAGGAAGGAAAAAAUAUACUAUGGAACAAGGGGGGAGGCGGAAAACACUUGGGACAGGGGGGGGGAAACACUAGAGUGGGAGUGAGAGGAACAUUAAGACAGGGCACAAAGGUACAGGGAAAGUAACAAUGAGGUGUGUCGAUCCUUACCAUUUAGUGUUUAACCUUUUUAAGGACGGCUAGAUAUGCGUCUUUGAGAUUCAGACGUGUAAACCAGUCCCUGUAUUGAAGGAGGUCCCUUAGUAAAUGUAUGCCCUCCAUUUUGAAGUGACGGUAGGUCACGUGGGCAUUCAACUCUCUUAGAUUGAUAACCGGUCUGAAAUCUCAGAUUUUCUUGCGAACGAGGAACAUAUUGCUGAAGAAACCUCCCCGUCCCUGAACGGGCUGUAUAGCGCCCUUCGCGUGUAAUUCGCGGAGCUCCAUUUCUAUGAGGUGCGCGUCUGAGGUUGAGAGAUAUAUAUACAAUGUUAAACAAAAAUCUGCACACCAGUCAAGCCAUAAGACUUGCUUUUCCCACAGAAACACAGAUUAAAAGGAAUCCAUGUUUAAAAUGGAAUGAGGCAAAAAUGUGAUUCUUUGUUAAACUAAUUUGCAUAUGCCCACCCAGAAUCCUUUGCGGUUUUAACAUCACUGCAGAUUUGGGAUUUCUGUGGGAAAAGCAAGUCUUAUGGCUUGACUGGUGUGCAGAUUUUUGUUUAACAUUGUAUUAACUAUAUAUAUAUAAAUAUAUAAUAUUUUUUUUUUUAUAUAUAUAUAUAUAUAUAAUAUAAUGAAAAUGUGCAAACAAAUGACAAAAUAUUUGUUCCUCUCUAGCUCUUCAUUUCUUUAAAUAAUUCCUUUCCUCUUAGUGCACUCUAUGGAGAUCAGGCCCAAUAUUUUGAGUCUGAAAAAGUACCAAGGAUAAAACAUAAGAAGGCAGGAACUGUGUCAAUGGUGAACAAUGGUAACGGAAAACAUGGGUCACAGGUAAGUCGUAUUUUAUAUUUAUUCAUUUUGGUUGACUUAUAGAAGACCUGAUUAAAUUUAAUAAGCUUGUAUAAGCAAUUUAUGUGAUUAGAAAUAGUUUUGGCUUACCUGUUUAAGUCCAAAUUGUAAUAAGUGCCAUAGGUUGAGAAAGAGCAUCAUAUUACAUUAUAAAUGUUUUGUCAAAGUACCAAUGCUAUCAUAAACGUUGCAUAGUAGAUGUCCAAAACUAAGCAAAGGAUAAAUUACCAGAAAGUCAUAAGAGGCACGUUGUUAGAUAACAAUUGUUUUGUUCUUUAAAUGAAGAAAUCCAGAGACCGUAGUGAUUUAAUUUCGAUGAUGUUCUGAUUUAAAAAAAUAAAACAAAAAUGUAUUGAUAGAUUUAUUUUUUUUAAAUGUUAAUGGAUUUAUUUUUAUUAAUUUGUAUGCUAUGCUGGGCCCACUUUUUCAAUGCUAAAUUAGGAGAUACCGUCAUGGGAAAAAGAAAGUACACCGUCUUUGAAUUAAUUACCUGGUUUUAAAUAUAUGGCCAUAACAAUUGUCUGCUCCUUAGCAGGUCUUAAAAACAACCUCAGAUGAAUAACACGUGACAUAUUACGUGUCAUGAUUUAUUUAACAAAAACAAAGCCAAAAUGGAGAAGCCAUAUGAGAAAAACUACACCCUUAUUUCUUCCACAUUUACAUAGGAAUUAAGAGGCUAAGUAGCAGACAGGUACUGGUAAUCAAAUGCUCUUGAUUAAUUGAUCCUCUGCAAGUGUGAAGUUGCCUUUAGAGCUCACACCCCAUCCCCCCCAAAACAUCAGUGAGCCACUGCCAUGCUUCACAGUGGGGAUGGUAUUAUUUUCAUUGACCCCUUUCCAAACAUAGCACUUAUGGUUGUGACCAUAAAGCUCUAUUUUGGUCUCCACACUCCAAAUUACAGUGUGCCAGAAGCUGUGAGGUGUGUCAAGGUGUUGUUGGGCAUGUUGCAGCUGGGCUUUAUUUAUGGCAUUUUGUGGCAGUAAAGGCUUCUUUCUGGUAACUUGACCAUGCAGCUCAUUUUUGUUCAAGUAUGGUUGUAUUGUGCUCUUUGAAACAACCACGCCGUCUUUUUCCAGAGCAGACUGUAUUUCUCCUGAGGUAACCUGUGGAUUUUUCUUUGUAUCCCGAACAAUUCUUCUGGCAGUUGUGGCGGAAAUCUCUCUUGAUGUACCUGACCUUGGCUUGGUAUCAAGAGAUCCCAAAAUGUUCCACUUCUUAAUAAGUGAUUGAACAGUACUGACUGGCAUUGUCAAGGCUUUGGAUAUCUUUUUAUAUCCUUUUCCAUCUUUAUAAAAUUCCAUUACUAUUCCUUUUCUGCUCCCCAUGGCUCAGUUUCUAGCCUGCUCAGUGCAUCUCAGUGAGAACUAACCAACUAAUUGACUAUUGAUACACAGAGCCCUAAUUGCAAUUUAAAAAGCCACAGGUGUGGAAAAUUAACCUUUAAUUGACAUUUUAACCUGUGUAUGUAACAAGGCCAAACAUUCAAAGGUAUGUAGAUCUUUGAUCAGGGCCAUUUGGGUGAUUUGUUAUCAUUAUGAUUUAAAAAGGAGCCAAACUACUAUGUGAUAAUAAAUGGAUUCAUAUCAUCACUAUCCUUCAAUAAAAUAAUUGCCCUUUAAUAGAUAGCAUAGCUGUUUGUACUGUAAAUGAAUAUGUCUAUCUCUAGAGGAGGAUGAAGAAAGUCUGUGUGGAAAGGCUCUGUUGUGUGUUGAGAGAACUUUAGGGUUACACUGUGAUGGUCAUCACCAUCACUGGGAGCAGGAGAUGGACACUUUAUGUUGAUCCCUGAAUUAUUCUUAUGUUUUAGUAACCCUGUGCUUCUUAUAGGUGCAGGGUGUGUAUAACUAGAUGGAUUUGGCUAUGGAUUCAAACACAACGCUAUAUGUUUGUUGUGAGGACUAGAGAUGUCGCGAACUGUCCACUGGCGAACAAUAGCGUGUUCGUGUUGGGCAAACAUAUCCGAUUUCCGGUCCGCCCCCUAUACGUCAUCAUUGAGUAAACUUUGACCCGGAACCACACAGCCAGCAGACACAUUCCACCCAAUAAGCAGCAGACCCUCCCUCCCAGGAAGUGUCUGCUAACUGUGAGGUUCCGGGUCAAAGUUUACUCAAUGAUGUGUAUAACUAGAUGGAUUUGGCUAUGGAUUCAAACACAACGCUAUAUGUUUGUUGUGAGGACUAGAGAUGUCGCGAACUGUCCGCCGGCGAAUUGAAACUGCUAUAUGCAGUACCUGAAUAGCAGUAUUUCUUCAGGCAGGGUAUAUAUAUUGUACUAAUUUGUCUCUUCACUUCUUUAUAAUUAUGUUAUUGUGUUGUCAUAAGUUCCUGUAUGUUUCCCCAUAUGAUUAGGUUAUUUGUAUUAAAUUGACUUUGUCACUGUAAAUUUUGAUGCAAUGUACAUUUGGGCUAGUCCGGAGUAAAAAUAGAGCUGAGUGUGUCCUGGUUGGAUUAUUCUGGUCCAGGCUGGAAGAAGCUCUGGCGACUGGGGCUGAAGCGUCCUAGGAUCCCUGAUAGCAGCUAAAAAGCUAAUUUGGCAGAGGUACUUGGUCUGAGUAUGGGAGCUCAGUCACAUAUACCAUUUCAGAAUAGUUUAACCCUACCAGGUAAAAUUGGCCAGAAUCUCCACACAUUACAAAAAAAUAAUUAAAGGCACUGUCAUGUUGAACUUACCUUUCCCCAAUCGCUUCCCUUUCUCGUCCUCUCUCAUGAUCUGUUCCUGUUUGGCCGUUCGUGCGGCGAAACUACCAAAUUUGGUCCUAACAGAAUGAGUACAGUUUGUCAAUACGUGUUAGGACGUAAUUCGGUACUUUUUGUUUGGAUCUGAAUUUCAUUGGAAUGAAUGAAAUACCAUCUUGCAGCUGCUUAGUAGAUAGCUCCCUAAUACCGUGGGAAUUCGGAAGCUAUCUACUAAAAGGCUGAAAGACCAUGAGCGGCGGGUGGGGAAAAAUGUGAAGGGGAAAAUGUGAAGUGACAGUGCUCUUUUUAAAGCAACAUAAGAACAGCUAGUACACAGGUUUACUUGGGGUAGGAGAAAAAGGGUGUACAACACAGUGAGGAAGAACUGGCAAACCAGAGGGUUUAUAAAAGUGAAUUGCUUCAAUACUACCGUAUAUACUCUAAUAUAAGUCAAGUUUUUCAGCACAUUUUUUGUGCUGAAAAACCCCAACUCGACUUAUACUCGAGUCAAUGUCUGUAUUAUGGCAACUUACGUUGCCAUAAUACAGACCUGGACCGCCGGGCUCAUUACAAGCCCGGCGGUCCUGUUGGGGGCUGGCAGCGAGCUGUAACUUACCUUUCCUGCAGCUCCUGUCAGCUCCCUUCUCCUGCGUUCCGGUUAGCUCCCCUGUCAGUUCCACUGUAAAUCUCGCGAGAGCCGCGGCGUCUGAGCGUUGCUACGGGUUACCGCGGCAACGCUCCGCGCGGCACUCAGACCGCGAGACUUACAGUGGGAGCUGACAGGAUAGCUGGCCGGAACGCAGGAGAAGGGAGCUGACAGGAGCUGCAGGAAAGGUAAGUUACAGCUUGCUGCCAGCUCCCUUCCUACACUGCCAAUGCCACUGGACCACCAGGGAAUGAGAGUCCCCAUCCCUGGCCAUGUAUCAAGCAGGGAGGGGGGACAAAACAAUAUAAAUAAAGAUUAAAUAAUAUAAUAAUAAUAAAAAAUAAUAAAAAUGCCCACCCCCCACCAAGGCUCUGCAUCACAUACACACACACUGCAUUCAUUCAUACACACAUUGCAUUCAUUAUAUACACACACUGUAAAUAAAUAUUCAAUUAAUUUUUGGGGGAAUCCAAUUUUAUUUAGAAAUUUACCAGUAGCUGCGGCAUUUCCCACCCUAGUCUUAUACUCGAGUCAAUAAGUUUUCCCAGUUUUUGGGGGUAAAAUUAGGGGUCUCGACUUGUAUUCGGGUCGACUUAUACUCGAGUAUAUACGGUACUUUACUUUUGUGGUUUUUUGGUUUUUUUUAAACACUCAAGUCACAUUCUCACAUUUUAUUAUACUUUUCUAUAUAGUUUCUUAUUACCACUGGAGAAAAUCUGGAUUACCUAGAUGGUGUGCACACAGUGUUUGGUGAAAUAUCGGAAGGAAUGGAUGUAGUGAAAAAAAUCAACGCGGCAUUUGUGGACAAAGAUUUUGUUCCUUAUCAAGAUAUCAGGUAUACUGCAUGCUACUUGUGUAGAAAAACACAUACUAGGUGAGUAGAAAUUUGCCCUGUAUUUCAACCCGCAGUGAUUUAGUAACUGUAUUUCAAGCACAUGCUUGAAAGGAGCUGAACAUGUUAAAAUGGUCAAUGCAGAGUACAGGCAGUUUUAAAGUACUAUAUCAUUUUAAACAAUUUUAUUUAUUUUUAUUACAUCUUUUUUUCUUUUUUUUUUAUCCAUAAACUAGCUAGUGACCAAAAGAUUUGUGAGCGAUAACUUUACUCUUAGAGCAUCUACAUGGUGUUCCAGUAGAUGUGGUCUACUUGAAUUUGCUAAGGCAGUUCCACACAAACGGUCACUAGUAAAACUGGAAUUGAUUUAUAUGAAAAAUCGUGUUCUUGGAUAAAAUACUGGCUUAGAGUGCAGAGAGUAGUUGUAGUUGGAACAUUUUUAAAUUGGAAAAAAAGUGGUAAAUUGAGUGCCUCACUGUUCUGUCCUGGAUCCACUUGUCUUUAAAGGACCACUCUAGUCACCAGACCACUUCAGCUUAAUGAAGUGGUCUGGGUACCAGGUCCCUCUAGGAUUAACACCUUUUUUUAUAAACAUUGCAGUUUCAGAGAAACUAUGUUUAUAAAUGGGUUAAUCAAGCCUCCAAAUUCUCUAGUGGCUGUCUCAUUGACAGCCGCUAGAGGCGCUUGCGUGAUUCUCACUGUGAAAAUCACAGUGAGAACACGCAAGCAUCCAUAGGAAAGCUUUUCUUAUGAGACCGGCUGAAUGCGCGCGCAUUCAGCCGAAGGGGAGGAGAGGAGGAGGAGGAGAGCUCCCUGCCCGGCGCUGGAAAAAAGGUAAGUUUUAACCCUUUCCUUUCCCCAGAGCCGGGCGAGAGGGGGACCUUGAGGGUGGGGGCACCCUCAGUGCACUAUAGUGCCAGGAAAACGAGUAUGUUUUCCUGGCACUAUAGUGGUCCUUUAAUCUUUUAUAAAUGAUCUUGAGGUGGACAUUGAAAGUAAUUUAUCUGUGUUUGCAGAUGAGACAAAAAUAGGUAGAAAUACAGUCUGAACAUGAUAUAACUUUUCUACAGAGGGAUUUAGAUAAAUUGGGGUACUGGGCAGGCAAGUGGUUGAUGAGAUUUAAUACAGAUAAAUGUAGUCAUGCAUUUUGGAAUAAGGAACCUACAAGCCACAUAUACAUUAAAUGGGUUAGAGUUAAUGAUAUCAUUAAAUGAAAAGAACUUGGGAACAAUUAUAGAUCAGAAACUAGGCAAUAAUAUACAAUGCUGGUCUGCCAUUGCAAAAGCUAGUAAGGUGCUUUUGUGUAUAAAAAGUGUUUUUUGGAACUUUUCAAAUCAAUGGUAAGACCCCAACUUGAAUAUGUUAUUCAGUUUUAAGCAUCAGUUUUAAAGACAGAUAUUGCAGAACUAGAAAAAGUGCAGAAGCAAGCUACAAAACAAAAAAGGAAGAUAGAAAACAUUUGUGUAUGAGGAAAGACUAGAAAAACUGGAAUUUUCUUUUUUUGUUAGAGGGGAUAUGGUAUCACUAUAAAAAUAUAUACAGGGUCAGUACAAACCGCUAUGUGCUAACCUGUCCAUUAGCAGGAAUAUACAACAGACAAGAGGUCCUCCUCUAUACAGGUUCCCAUUGGACUUUUUGCAGCUCCACUCUCAAGAUUUGUGCAUUAAAAACUGCUUAAAGGGGCACUGUCAAAUUUGGUGACAUUGCCGCUGUGGGAGGGCAGGAAAAGAUAGUUCCUACUUUGUCUUAUAUUUUUGGUUUGAAAUAAGAGUAGGAAUAGGAGUAGGAUGACAGUGCUGUUUUAAGAGCAAGAAUUUCCAAGGUUCAUAAUUUGGCUUUUCAGGCUUAAAAGCAUUUUCUGUUCUAUUUGACAGAGAGAUGCCCCGUGUCAAUUUUAGCGCAGAGAACCCUGCGUCAUUUCUGCAACAUCUUUCACGUCAUUCGUUUUUGCAGAAAUGGUGCAGGCCAAUCACAACAGACUUAGGCCUGUUUAAGCACCCAACUGCUACUCGUGAGAAUAUGUAUGGGGUAAUUAAUAAUAAAAAUAUUUUAUACAAAUUAUCAAAAAUUUAUUAUUGCACUGUACCAUCUUAUUGUUAUCUACAGUAUUUUAAACUUUUAUAUCCUGGAGUAUGUUAAAUAUAGAAUUUAUAUUUCACAAAAUGAAUUCACAACCAAUUAUGGAAAAAAUAAAUAUAAAUAAAUAUAUCUAUAAUUUAUACAAAGAAAUGUGUAGCACUACAUACAUAUAUUCAACUCGGCUGAGUCUAACCAGAGAAUAUUCGUCCCAAUAAAAAGGGCCAAACUAACAUGCGGAAUAUACCUGUAAAGUGAGAAAAAAAACUCUAGUAGUGUAACACUGUAUAUAUUAAAAACUGAGUACAUCAAAGUUAAACAAUACACUCCCAUCCUCCUGAGCUUAACACCAAGCUCAGGGACAAGCGCUUGUAGGUCCGUACAGGCGACCUUCCCCUUCUUCUUGCCGGGUAGUCUUGUGCAGUAGCCUCUAAGAUUUAAAUGACACAGAUAUAUGGUGCAGUAUGUAUGUUAAAAAAUCUUCAAUAGUCUAGUACAUACUAUACUCACAAAGGUGGAGCCUCUGUAUCGGCUGUCUCAGCACGUUGUAUAAGCAAGAGUUAUACUCCUCUGGGAAGAAUUUUACGAUAUUAAUUUUGCCCACUGUAAUUGAAUAUUUUUUAUUUUAGAUUUAUUUUUAGUUUAUUAACCCUUAAGGGAUAUAGUAUUUUGUAGUAUACAAUAAAGCUUUCAUUAUCAAGAUUGUGGGCUGUCGGUUCCUGCAUAGAGGAGUAUAACUCAAGCCUUAUCUCUUUUCACUGAUUGAAUAGAGUUAAAAGAAAUAAAAAAAUUUUUUUUUUCUUUUUACAUUCUGCUAGAAAACAAGAUGCUGUCACAAUUCACUAUUAAACUGUUAAUUGUGACUCCAUCUAGUUUGUUAGCAGAAUGUAAAAGACACGGCAUUAAUUUUAAUCAGGAAAUGUCUGACAUACUUGACCUUUACCUUGUCAUGGUUUCCCUAGUGGUGAUCUGAGCGAAUGCUAAUUUGCAUAUCUGAUUCAUGGUUUACGGAUAUUUGUCUCAUCCCAAAUGUUCCUCUUUCUGUAUCCGUAACCUUGGCUCUAAUUAUUGUGUAUUUCUGUAAUAAUUGACUUGGCUUGUUUGAUUGUGUGAUUUCUCUCUCCUAUUUUACAUUAUUCAGUUUAAACAGCUUGCAAAAUACAGAAUUGUAUGCCUCAGUCCCUUGGGAGACAUUUCCUUGGCCUGCACAGCAAGGGGAACCUUUUUAGCCUAUUGCUGAAGUCUCACCUUAACCCUUCCCUUCCUCUUCCUUUUUAUACCAAGCAUGAUUGACUUGUACUUUACCCAAUCAGGAAGCAAGAAGCCUGCUUAACUAUACCUUUAAUAGAUAACUGUCCUUGCUUUUUGCAUGAGAGACACGGUUAGUUUCACCUGAAUAAGAGAAGCAAUGGUAUUUCAAGUAUUAUUUUGUUUGCCAUGUGGCCAACUACCUUUACCCCUGCCUCUAGUCCUUACCCAAAACCAGGACACCAUGAUGUAAUAAAAUUAUUUAUACCAUUGCUAUGUAUAGAAUGAUUUUUAAGUAUCCUAUCAACAUAAAGUCAGCAGUGUUAGAGAAUGUGAUCAUCAUGAUUGGCUGAAUCACUUCCUGCUUUUUUUGUGACAUCUCUGCAACAACUACUACUGAAAAUGCCCAACCUUUGCCUUUCCCUCUGGCAGAUUAGUUUAGCCCAUCUUCCUUAGGUUUUAUUUUCCAGUAGCAAAAGUAGUUCUCAGAUUACUUCGUGAUUUUCUUUCUAAAGUUUCCUCUACUGCUAACUAAAUGAUAUCCACUUACCAAUAUUUGGCAAAAAUCAUAUUCUCUGCUGAAGUUCAUGUUCCAUUCUUUAGAUGUUAAAAGAAUUAUGUAAAAUUGCCUUCAACGGAAUUGUUUUGUAAGUCAUGAUAUUGCUAUAAUUUCUAGAUACCUGUAAUUAUUCUUUAGGUUGUGCUUCACAAGACCAUUCCGUAGGGCUUGACAAAUUUGCUUGAAAUCUAGAGGCCAACUAAACAAAGUUAGGAUCCAAUUUUUUAAGAAAGCAUUAUUUUCAACAACAAAAAUACAAUUCUUAAAGGGACACUAUAGUCACCAGAACCACUGCAGCUUAAUAUAGUGCAUCUUGUGUAUAAAGCCUGUCCCAGCAGGCUCUUCAGUGUAAACACUGCCUUUUCAGAGAGGAGGAGAGACACACAGGAACACGCUCACUGACACAGAUGUACAGACUCACUCACUGAAAGACCGACACACACACACUGACCGUCAUACAGGCACAUACACUCCCUAACAGUCAGUCAUACACAAAAACACAUUCUCUCAUUCACUCACAAAUUAUUCAUUUUUAAUUUGUUUUACAAUUUUUUUAUUUAUUUAUUAUUUUUUAACACCUUUGGCAUAGCUGGAGUGGAUCAGUUCCUUGGGGUCCAGAAUAGAGUGUGGCUUCUGAGCUCUUAAAGCUCUUCUUGACACGCACCCUUGCGUGCCGUUUAUUAAUGCCUCUGCCAGAGUGAUUUCAUAUCCCAGCACCAGGUAUCAUAGCAGGACGCGCGAGGGAGCGGAGCAAGAAGAUCUGGAAGAUUUCAGCUCCCUCAGCUGGCCACCACCACUGCCGCUCAGCCGACUGGCUCCAUUCUACUUCGCCGCAGAACAGACUGACAAAUCUCAGACACUUUUUGCUAAAAGAGAAAAAAACGAACUGUAUUCCAAUCAUGUGAAGAUCUGGGUGCUAAACUGGACCACGGGCCAGCACCAGCCCCAGGGAGUAAAUAUUAGUGGUAGAAAGAGCAUCCAGGCACUCAAAGUAUCUUCAGAUGUAUUUUUUUGGAACAAGUUAGACACCGCAACGUGUUGACUCCUGAAAGUUUGUCAAGUUUCCCAAAGACCCUUUCAGUGAUCAAAACAUUGUGGUGCCUUACUUGUCCAAAUAAAUACAUUUGAAGAUACUUGGAGUGCCUAGAUCCUCUUUUUCUACCACUGAAAACUGACCCUGGCACCUGAUAUUUGUUGAGCCCCGACCUACCGUAAGCUCAUUUCAACAUCAAGGGCAACUUUGACAUCUACUUUCAUAGCUGCAACUUGGACCUUGCUCUGUGAAAGUGAAUUCACUCUCUUUAUGGGGCUUAAUAAAUCCUAUCUGUACAUAUUGUUGCUUGUUCUAAGAAAAACUAGAAAACUAUUUCGUUUUUUUUUUUCUUUCUCAUUGCUUCCCUCUGUUUUGGAUUGGCUUCUUCAAUUGCACAAAAACUUCUCUUCUGGAUAAAAGUUAGAUUAGUUCUUUAUACACUUGAUAUUUAACAUGCUUAUUAUUUAUAUGAUUUAAUAUUGCUCAUCAAAUCAAAUCUGUUUUAUAACAUACAGAGUUAGUGUUGGUUUUAUUUUUUCAAUUGCAGAAUAACUCACACUGUAAUACUAGAUGACCCAUUUGAUGACCCACCAGGACUACCCAUCCCUGAUCGUUCUCCAGAACCCACCAAAGAGCAGCUUGAUGUAAGUUUUUUAUUUUUUCAUGAGCGGUUUUCAGUUUUGAUUUGCUCACCUAAACCAUUACAUUAAAGCUAUUUCUCAUUUCUUUCAUACUUGUAUAGAGUGGCAGAAUAGCAGCAGAUGAAGAUAUUGAUGACAGCAAAGGCAAAUCUGCUGAAGAGCUAGAAGAAAUUCUUGCAGAAAAAGAAGCCAAGACUCGAGCAGUUCUUUUGGAAAUGGUAUUAAAAUGAAAUGUAUAUUUGUCUUUUAUCCUUUGAUGGUCAUUUGUAAAAUUAAUGGUAUACACAGAUAAUCGAUAGAAUUAUCUCCAAAAGACGUGAAUGGAAAGUCCUAAAAUGGCAAAUCAUGAGGAUGCAACAAUAAGUAUAUAGAACAGAAAAAAGGGAUAAGCGCUCUCUAUCAACACAAAUACACAACAGAAAAGAUAAAAUGUGGCAGCACACCUAAAAAUAGGGCUCCCUCACAGGCCCUACAGCAGAAAUGGUACAAAUAAAUAGGGAAAGGUAGCGCCACUAAAAACCAAAUAAGAUGAAUAAAACCAUACAGUAAGCAGAAAAAACAGAGAAUAUAAAAUUAAAAACAAAAACUUAAAAGUACAGGGUGGGUAGUCUUUAUGGUAGAUGAAUCUAACACCAAGAUGUUACUUUGUGGAAUUCUUCAGAGUGGUAUGGAUGCGUCUUUGUAAUUCAAAUAAAAUAGAUAAAAAUAACUGAUGGUGUAGUGCAUGGGUCCUCAAACUCCGGCCCCUCAGAUGUUGCUGAACUACAACUUCCAUGAUACUUAUGAGAGUUGUAGUUCAGCAACAUCUGGGGGGGGGGGCAGAGUUUGAGGACCCAUGGUGUAGUAUGUCCCAAAAGGGGUAAAAGCAGUAUAAAGAAUAUAUGGUCUGUAGCGGAGAGCUAGUAUUUCAUAGCCUAUCUCCACUUGUAGAUCCGGGGAGGCUCAGGAACAAGUAAUUAUAAAUCCAUAGGGCAAAGCAUCCGGCAGGCAAAACAAUACAGCAGUAUCCCAACAGCACUCCCAAUAACUGGACGACACGCAGUAUCAGGAGCAGAACUAAAGAUUUAUUCACAGCAGCUCCUUAUAAAGGAUUCUCCCAUGCAAGGGAGGGAUUUACAGUAAUUACAACAGUAACCAAUGGUACAGAGGUUCCCUCCCCUGCUUUCCCUCCCCUCAGAGUGACACUUAAUCCACUUAAUCCUGGCACCUUUUCCCCUAUUUCUUGGAUGUACCCUAAGACCAUGGGGUACCAGGACUUAAGUGGCAUCCCCUGGUAGCCCUGGUCUGGGUGACCAACAUACUCAAAAUUCACCCAGAUCAGACCAGGGGUUCGGGAGUUGUAGACCUUAAACGAUUUGACCGAGCGCACACAAAUAUGUAGCCAAAAGGAGUUCCAUGCAUUCUGGCCCUGCGGUCGGUCUUCGUUCGGGAGAUGAAAUAGACAUAAAUCCUUGACAUCCAUAGAGAAUACCGGGUUCGCAUGAACCCCCUUGUUCGGUAUAUUGAACUCACCGAACGGGGAGUCGAUUAGCCCCUCCGUUCGUGAGUUCUGGAGCUCUGGAGGUCUCAGCGGUGUUCGCGCAAUCGAGUGUCCGAUUUGAGUUCCAGAAACUCGACGACCAAACACCGCUGAGAGUUAGUGCGUAAGAUGGCUGCCGCCACGUGUUCGUCUACCGAAUGGCGGCCACCCAGAUACUUCAAUUAGCUGCGGUUACAAAGGGAAUAAAGGUUUAACGAGGGACGCACUUCAGCUCUAAGGUGGUCUAUGUAUUCGGUAGUUUCCAUUCGUAUAACUAUGAAGGAAACUACCGAAUUAGCAUACGAACUUAGAUGCAAUUUUCAAUAUACAUUCAGUUAAAACAGGCGAACAGUCUUUUAAAACAUAAUUCUGGCAGAUAGUCACAGGCCAUCCGCUACAUGGUCCUACUCACGUUUUAUAGAACUAUGAACUUAGCUCUAGUGUUGAUAACGUACAGUGGUACAAUCCCCACUUAUGGGAUACGUGAGAUCUUUGUAUUCUUGCUUGAUUAUGGAACAUUUGAUUGAACAGACUAACUGUUCAGUGAAUACAGCUUGAGUAGUAUAAUCCCCACCUAGGAUUCUUUGGAGUAAUAUCCUCACUGGAAAGUAAAACACUUCUGGUACCAGAUAAAAAGGAUGGUAGUAGCAAAAGGUAAAAGGAUAAAAAAGUAAAAUGGCUAACUCACAGUAAGAAAGUGACCAAAAUACCUUUAUUUAAAACAGUAUAAUAAUAAUAAAACCACAACGCGUUUCGCCCCUAGGCUUUAUCAAGUGGAGAUCAGAAAAACCAACCUGAUACAGGUAUAUAUAGGAAGUGUACAUGUUUAAAAAAGGCGCCAAAAUGACGUCAUAAUUGCGGUUUUGUUAGUUACAAAAUGAAUAAAAUGUACAUGCAUAGGUGAAUAUAUACAUAUAUGGGGGACAUGUGAUAGUUAUAAUUUGAAAAUGAAGCUUUAUAAUGGAGAUUGCCAGCAUAAUAUGUUUUAAUGAGAAAGUCACGUGAUCGGCAGCCAGUUUAAUAAUUUCGGACCGUGCCGCAAUGGAUUAUUGGAUAUGUAUGCAAAUGUCAACGAUGUAGGUGACGGGGAAAAAAGGAGCAUUGUGGGAGGGAUCGUAUUGUCGGCGGCCAUAUUGUAUCUCUGGUUGCGCCGCAUGGGAUUAUGGGGUUUGUAGUUGAGGGUGGAAGUGAUUAGCAGCAUGGGGAAGGAGGAAGGGAUGUGGGAGGGAUGUAUUAUGUGUCACUAGGACGCGAUCACACACCCUGUGGUCGCGUCCUAGUGACGAAAAUGGUGGGCACAUCCUGAUGACGCAAGUAUAGCACUCGGUUCAGGGGUCCAUGGGAGUGGACAUAUGAGUCCAUGGUGUUGGUUAAAAUUGUAUAAUACAACGUAAUACAUGCUAAAUAAAAAGACACAUAAAAACAGCAAAAUGUUUUACAAUUAAACAAAGGUAGCAAAGAAUGUCAAGAAAGGUAAACAGCAUAUAUUGUUGCAAAUGCAAGAAUUGGGCCAGGAAUUGUAAUAGAAAUAACACUGGUUUUUAUUUAAGCUUAAAAAAUACAGAAAGAUGUAAAUACACAAAGAUUACUAGGCAGAAAUAUAUAGGCUAAAGGGAAAAAGAUCUCAAUUGCUUUGCAGCUUUUGGUGAUUUACCAGAGAAAUAUGAAGUAAAAUAAGAAUAUAUAUACACCCUGUUCCAAAUUAUUAUGCAAAUGAUAUUUUUCUCAUUUACCUAAAUAAUUGAUGUAAAUAACAGUCAGCAUAAUUCUCAUGUUAUCAACUAUUAAGAGUACAAUUCAAAUUUUAUUGCACAAACCUCCUAAUGAUAACAGUAUUUUUUUAAACAUAAAAAACUUCCAAUGCACUGUUCCAAAUUAUUACGCACCGUAAGUUUCAAAACACUUUAUAGGUUGUAAAGAACUGAAAAUUUUAAUUUGUUGUGUUUGCAGCAUAUUUACUGAAAUCAAAAGCUAAUUCAAUCAAACUUAUAACAUUUUAACUUUUUAAAACAUUUUAACAGGUCAUGUUACAUUUUAACAUAGGAACCCUUAUUUGAUAGCAGCUUCACAAGUCUUGCAUCUAUUGAACUUGUGAGUUUUUGGACAGUUUCUGCUUGAAUUUGUUUGCAAGAUGUCAGAAUAGCCUCCCAGAGCUGCUGUUUGGAUGUAAACUUCCUCCCACCCUCAUAGAUCUUUUGCUUGAGAAUGCUCCAAAGGCUCUCAAUAGGAUUGAGGUCAGGGGAGGAUGGAGGCCACCCUAUGACUUUCUCUCCUUUUAUCCCCAUAGCAGCCAUUGAUGCAGAGGUAUUCUUUGCAGCAUGAGAUGGGGCAUUGUCAUGCAUGAAGAUGAUUUUAUUAUGGGAAGCAUAGUUUUUCCUUCUGUACCAGGGAAGAAAGUGGUCAGUCAGAAACUUCACAUACUUUGCAGAGGUCAUCUUUACACCUUCGGGGACCCUAAAAGGGCCGACCUGCCCAAAACAUGACUCCACCACUGCCAUGCUGACGUCGAAGCCUUGUUGGAACAGGGUGGCCGUCCACCAACCAUUCACUACUCCAUCCAUCUGGACCAUCCAGGGUUGCACGGCACUCAUCAGUGAACAGGACUGUUUGAAAAUUAGUCUUCAUGUAUUUUUCUGCCCAAUGCAGCCGUUUCUGCUUGUGAGCAUUGGUUAGUGGUGGCCAAAUAGAAGAUUUAUGCACAGUUGCAAGACUCUGGAGGACUCUGCACCUUGAUGUCCGUGGGACUCCAGAGACACCAGCAGCUUCAAAUAUAUGUUUGCUGUUAUGUAAUGGUAUUUUAGCAGCUACUCUCUUGAUCCGAUGAAUGGAUCUGGCAGAAAUCUUCCUCAAUGUGCCUUUAUCUGCACGAACCUGUCUGUGCUCUAAAUCAGCCACAAAUCUCUUAAUAGUGCGAUGAGCACGCUUACGUUUUCGUGAAAUAUAUAAUCUUUUCAUACCUCGUCCAAGGCAUUGAACUAUUUCACUCUUUUCGGCAGCAGACCAAUCCUUUUUCUUCCCCAUAUUGCAUUAAAAUGGUGAUCUGCCUAAUAAUGAGGAACACCCUCCUUUAGUAGUUUUUCCUUAAAUUGGGCUCACCUGGCAAUCUAGUUAUCACAGGUGUCCAAUAUUGUUUUCAGUGAUCAAAAGAGCCCUGAGACACAAUGUCAACCAUGAAAAAACUGAAAAACUAAAUAUUUAAUCUUUGUCACACUUAAAUAAAAUUUGCAUAAUAAUUUGGAACAGGGUGUAGAUAUAAAAUGUAUAAAAUAAAGAGGAGCUUAUAGUUUGGUUAUUGAUAAAACAACUAUAUAAAAAUAAAUAUAAAUAAUUGUUGAGAUUAUAAGAUGUAUAUUAAGAUGAUGGUUUUGUAUAAAAAUAUUUUAUAUAUGCACAUAAAAUGAUAAAAGGUUGAACUCUACAUUAAGACCUUCGGGGGUAGGGUUUUUUUAAAAGGAACACUCAAUGCAUUUCUUUGUGUCCCAGUAGUUGUUUUAACGAACAAUAUAUGCUGUUUACCUUUCUUGACAUUUUUUGCUACCUUUGUUUAAUUGUAAAACAUUAUGCCGUUUUUAUGUGUUUGUUUUUAUUUAGAAUGUAUUAAGUUGUAUUAUACAAUUUUUCCCCACCCCAUGGACUCAUAUAUGUCCGCUCCCAUCCUCUUAGUCUCCAACCAUGGACCCCUGAACCGAGUGCUAUACUCGCGUCAUCAGGACGUGCCCACCAUUUUCGUCACUAAGACGCGACCACUGGGUUUGCGAUCGCGUCCUAGUGACACAUAAUACAUCCCUCCCACAUCCCUUCCUCCUUCGCCAUGCAGCUAAUCACUUCUGCCCUCAACUACAAACCCCAUAAUCCCAUGCAGCGCGACCAGAGAUACAAUAUGGCCGCCGACAAUACGAUCCUUCCCACAUCCAUCCUUUUUUUCCCACGUCCCCUACAUCGUUGACAUUUGCAUACAUAUCCCAUAAUCCAUUGCAGCACGGCCCGAAAUUACUAAAAUGGCUGCCGAGCACGUGACUUUCUCAUUAAAACAUAUUAUGCUGGCAAUCUCCAUUAUAAGGCUUCGUUUUCAAAUUAUAGCUAUCACAUGUCCCCCAUAUAUUCACAUAUGCAUGCAAAUUUUAUUCAUUUUGUAACUUUCAAAACCGCAAUUAUGACGUCAUUUUGGUGCCUAUUUUAAACAUGUACACUUCCUAUAUAUACCUGGAUGUAUCAGGUUGGUUUUUCUGAUCUCCACUUGAUAAAGCCCAAGGGCGAAACGCGUUGUGGUUUUAUUAUUAUAUUGUUUUAAAUAAAGGUAUUUUGGCCACUUUCUUACUGUGAGUUAUGUAGCGAAGCGGCAAUAAUAAAUCCCACGAUCUCCGCUGAUUCAGAAGGUAAUCCACAGUCAAGCGCUGAAAAACAAGGCAAUAUCCCAAAUCUCCCAGUAACCGGACAAAACACAGUUCUGAGAGUCAACUGAGGCUUUAUUCACAGGCUCCACAAUUUAUACAAUUCCCCAUGCAAGGGGUUUCCUGAGUCCUAGCCCAGGGAUAUUCCAGGGGUGGACUACGUGGGGAACUUACAUUACAGAGCAUUUCUCCCAUCAGGCACUGCUGCACGAGAGGGAUCCUCCCACUGGAAUGUACGGUUAAGUGGAUUAUCCCUCCGUGCAGCAGAACCGUCAAUUUACUUUAAAAUAUACAGCUUUUCGAAUAUUAGGUCUAUUUGCACGAAUGGACGUUCGGUAGAUAGCUGGGGUCUGAGCGCAUCAUUCGUGAGAUUACCGCUCAGAUCCCAGCUAAAACAACCGAACACCGCACGAAAAACAUAUCCAUCAAAACAUACAUUUAAAAGACCGAUUGAUAUAUGGGGAAUAAAAUACCGAACGGCCCGGAACUCCCGAACGGCCUGGAAGUCCAGCUGUGUUCGCGCCGUCGAGCAGCCGUUUUUAGUACCACGCGCUCGACGACCAAACACCGCUGGAGGAACAAAGGAUCCAAGAUGGCCGACCGCCGCACGGUCGGUAGUCGAACGACUGCCACCUAGGAGAGCCUCUAAUUACUGAUUGCAACAUUGUUGCAAUCGGUUAACGAGCGCCACACGUCUCUCAAUGUGUGGGCUAUACAUGUGGGUCUAUUUCGGUUCACGAACGGCCCGCAAAGGCGCUGUUCGUGAAACGAAAGGAAAUCAGCUAUCUGCUUUCGGCAGAUAGCCAAUGCAAGUAAUACAGUGUUAAGCAAUCACAGUCUAUACACACAGAAACAUACGCAUCCUCCAAACAGCACAGGCAGCCCUUAAAGCUAUAGUCCUUAUGUAAUGUCCAAGUGGCUAGGUUUGCUACAAGUUAGCCAUUUUACUUUUUUAUCCUUUUACCUUUUACUACUACCAUCCUUUUUAUCUGGUACCAGAAGUGUUUUACUUUCCAGUGAGGAUAUUACUCCAAAGAAUCCUAGGUGGGGAUUAUACUACUCAAGCUGUAUUCACCGAACAGUUAGUCUGUUCAAUCAAAUGUUCCCUAAUCAAGCAAGAAUACAAAGAUCUCACGUAUCCCAUAAGUGGGGAUUGUACCACUGUACGUUAUCAACACUAGAGCUAAGUUCAUAGCUCUGUAAAACGUGAGUAGGACCAUAUAUUCUUUAUACUGCUUUUACCCCUUUUGGGACAUAUUACACCAUCAGUUGUUAUUUUUAUCUAUUUCAUAUGAAUUACAAAGACGCAUCUAUACCACUCUGAAGAAUACACCCACUACCAAAGACUGUACCCCCUUCCACAAAGUAACACAUUGGUGUUGGAUUCAUCUACCAUAAAGACUACCUACCCUGUACUUUUAAGUUUUUGUUUUUUAUUUUAUUUUUAAUUUUAUAUUCUCUGUUUUUUCUGCCUACUGAAUGGUUUUAUUUAUCUUAUUUGUUUUUUAGUGGCGCUACCUUUCCCUAUUUAUUUGUAAUAACUAUAUAGAAAUGGAAUACUAUAAUGGUAAAAUCACCAUAAAUAAAACUUAACUUUUAAUAAGUCAUGACAAAAGGUCCAACUUGGACUCGGCAAAAGAACAAACAACAAAAAGAAAAAUAGUACUAUUAGAAAAUAAUAAUUGAUAUACACCUUAAAAUAUACAUAGCUAUAUUAGCCCACUGAAAGUUGUUGACUGACACCUAUGGGAAAAUACUUAAUAAAGCACAUAAAUGUGUGCAAAUUAUUGUGUCAUAAUGUCAAACAACUUAUCAAUGGCUGUGCUAAAAUAUACAUAACAAUUGAACACACUUGCACUAGCAAAGCAAUAUGUUGUAGGCACUAGAUUGAUCGCUGUCCGGGAGACACUUGCAAAGUGAUAACAGAGCUGUUAUGUGAAAUGAAAACUAUACAGUAAACAGACAAAUUAGCUGUUUGCCUAAUAGAAUUACACACUCUAAUCAAUAUUGCUGCAUUGAAAAGUGGAGUGCAAAGGAAUCAUAAACUGACCAUACGAUAUAGCUAUUAGUCAGGUAAUAGUGAAUUGGGUUGAAAUCAAUCUUAAUGAGUUUUAGAAUUUAGUGCACCAGUAAGCUACAAUCAUGAGUGUAAUAAAUGUUGCAAUAAUUGUUAGGUACCAUAUACUUGGAUGGCAACAAGACGCUGUGAUCGGUCUGUUGCUGUAUUUUAAAAUUAGGUGCAAUUGUAUCACGAGCUAAACUGCUCACAGUGUGAUUUGAUAGUUAAGAUAGAGGAAUGCAGGGAUUCAGGAUCCGAAGGGAAUCAAAGUUAAAUGUUACCCUAUUGUGCCUUUGUGGGCACCCCUUAAGCCUGAAAAGAUUUUCCCUAUCCUAUCCUGUCCUGUAAAGUAGCUUACCCACCAACCGUAAAUAAAUAAAGUCGGUUUUGCUAUAAAACCUAGUGCUGAUAAAUAAAUGUAAUAACACAGCGGCUGAGUUAAGUCACUGCUAUGCAGAAGUAGUCAGAAUAAACAUAUCUGAAUGCCUGGUAGCACUUCGGUGGUGAGAUGCUAGUGAGAGCAAAAUGCCCUUGACGCGCGUUUGGCUUAUUCAGAUUAUCAGAGGGGAACCGGACAUACAAUAUUGCCGGUGUAAAAAGGAGAAUGCUUUAAUCUGAUUGGAUCAGCCAUAUUUGAAUACACCAAUAGGCUCCUAGUGCACCGAAGGUUGUAAUUUCAAUGAUUGGUGAUGAAGAGAUCGUUCACAAACGGAGGAGGAGAGAUAGACCAUGGGAAUGAACUAUUAAACCGUAGAUCACGAUGUUAUGAGUGUGGCUCUCUUAUUAUUAUUAUUAUUAUUAUUAUUAUUAUUAUUAUUAUUGCCAUUUAUAUAAUGCCAACAGAUUCCGUAGCGCUUUACAAUAUUAUGAGAGGGGGAGAUGUAACUAUAAAUAGGACAAUUACAAGAAAACUUACAGGAACAAUAGGUUGAAGAGGACCCUGCUCAAACGAGCUUACAGUCUAUAAUGUUACAGAAUACUCCUAUAAUGUGAAAUAAAAAAAUAUAAUGAAAUAAAAGGAUUAAAAAUUGAAUGUGAGUACUGAAAUCACAUGCCAAAUCAAAUUAUUUUCUAAUACUGACACUUAUCAAGAAUGACAAUUAUUUUACUAGUGAGAACUAGAAAUAUAGAACUAUAUACUAUGUGUUUAAAAGUAUGUCGAGAAAAGCGUCAAACAAGAGACAGUUUAGAUAACCUGAAUAUGUCUCCGAGCAUAAUUGCAUCGGAAUUUUUCUCAUUUAUCGUUUUUAUUGAAUGACAAUUGCAACACAUAACAUGGUAAUUAAUUUCAAGUCGCCUACACAGCGAUAUUUGCGGAUAACAUUCUACAUGUCGCCCUAUGUAGAGCCUUAUUUCUCGCUCAAUUGAUCAAUUAACCGCUUAAGUAUACAAAUAGUCAUACAAAUAAUCUGUGUGUCAGGCGAUGUUCGAUGUGUUACAUACAUACAGUUUCAAAGCAUGCGGUACAUUUUUUGUUUUUUAUAGUUAACUUGGGAGGGGUUGGGAUACAGAAGGAAAAAGGGGGGGGGGGGGGGGAGAUCCCUGGACACAGCUUCACAUCGCAGCCAGCAGUACAGUACAGAUCACCUUCCUUAUGUAGCUUGUGAGAUUGAUGAGGCUAUAUGUACCCUGAGCACCUCAACGCCCUGACCCCUUUGGUCCCUUAACGUUUGCGCCUGUGUGCUCCCUUAUUGGCCCACUAUGAUGGUUAACCAUUUGGUUUGAGCAGUCGGUUUGUCUUAGUUGUCAGUCAGGGACUAUGUGGCCGCCCAACAUACCCAUUCUUUAUCAUACUUUGCUGGCCAUUUUCUCGUACAUACUAAUCACAUUCAUUUUGUUGAUAAUCACCUCUAUCUGAGGAAUUUGUUUGCUUUUCCAGUUACCAGCUAAAGCUACUUUUGCUAUCGUCAGUAUAUUCAGAAUCACUUUUUUGUGUGGAUGCGUGACUAGGUCUGGUAUGACAUGUAAUAAGUACUUUUCCGGUCGCAAUGGGAUAGAGGUGCCAGUUUUACUCGAGAUCAGGAUUUGGAUUUGUUUCCAGAAUCCGUCUAGCAACGGGCAUUUCCAGAACACAUGUAGCAUGGUUCCAGUGUCCGACUCACAUCUCCAACACAAGUUCGUAGCGCCUGAGUACAUACUCGCUAGUCUCUGUGGUACCAGAUACCACCUCAUAGUUAUCUUGCAAUAGGCCUCCCAUAGCGAGAGGCUACUCGAUGCCUGUUUUGUAUUUGCCCUUGCAGACUGCCAGUCUGCUUGGGAGAUAUGAAGUCCCAGGUCCUGCUCCCAUUUUGCCAUGUAUUUCAGUUUAUCUGGGGUGUUUUCUGUGACCAACGCAUUAUAACAUAGGGAGAGCGGUUUUGCUGCUUUUAUCAGAGAUAAGUGGCUAGGUUGGAGUACCGGAGAGUCAGUUCGAGCGACUGUGUGGUUACCAUGGGUUAGUAUUAUAUUUUUGAUCCUUAAAUAAAGGUACAGAUCUCUCAAGUCUAACCCCAGUUCCUCUUUCAAUUCAGGGAAUGGUUUCACCGCAUCUCCUGACAUUAAAUCCCUCACUAAUCUCGCUCCCUUGUUAAGCCAUUUGCCCACCUGUAUGCCUGGGGAGUAGGCUGCUAGUGUCGUGAUGGGUGCCUCCCUAAAUAACCGUACUGGGUCCAGUACCUUCGGACACCAGGUCUUCCAUGCUGUAAGCAUAGUGAUCGAGCAUCUCAGGGUCAUGCCCGCAGAUGUUCGGGGCGUGGAGCAUGUCCACAAGUAAUGGACUGUGUCGUGUGCCUCUAGGCAUUCAUUUUCUAAUGACAGCCAGAGCGGUUUACGGGGGAGAUUAUGGAUCCUAAUGAGUCGCAGACCCUGUGCCAAGAAAGAGGCCCUGUAGUAUGCCGUUACAUCCGACAUCCCCAGUCCACCUUGGACGUAAGGGAGACCCAGGCACCCUUUAUUCACUCUCGGGGGCUUCCUCUUCCAGAUGUGUGCAUUGAUCGUGCUUUGGAAUUGUUUGAGCAGCGCAGUCGGGAGGAAUAUGGGCAGGCUUCUGAAUAAGUAUAGUAUGUGUGGAAGUGUCAUCAUUUUAAUUAGAUUAAUACGUCCUAGCCAGGAGGUAUCCAUGCUAGCCCACUGUUCGAGGGAGGAUUUGAUUUUCUUUAGCACGGGGAAGUGAUUUUCUUUGAUCACCGUUUGAAGGGAUUUGGUGAGGUUUACACCUAAGUAUUUUAAGGAAUUGGUGCGCCAAUCGAAGGGGUGCUGCGGUUUUAUCCUUUCUAAUGUAGGUUUUGGUAGGUUUAUGGGUAGAGCUUGCGUUUUGGUUAUGUUGUUUUUAUAGUACGAUACCUUCCCAUAGUCUACCAGCGUUCUCAUGAGAUUGGGAAGGGAGGACUCUGGUUUUGUAACAAACAGCAGUAUGUCAUCGGCAAACAGAGCUAGUUUCUUUUCGCCCCCCUGGGUAUGCAGCCCAUGUAUAUUGGGAUCAUUUUUUACUAUUCUUAUUAGCGGUUCCAAGCAUAGGAUAAAUAUUAGGGGGGAAAGAGGACAGCCUUGUCUGGUGCCAUUACAUAUGGCGAGCCUGUUAGAUACGAAGCCCGUGCUAAAGACUUUUGCUGAAGGGUUUUGAUACAGUGCCAUUAUGCUCGAACUAAAGUUUAGUGGGAAUCCCAUUCUGGUGAGGGUGAGUGACAUAUACCUCCAAUGUAGGCGAUCGAACGCCUUCUCAGCGUCAAGCGCUAGCAAGAGUCCCGCUUGAUGCGAGACGUUCGCCCAUUCAAUCAGGUUCAGGAAAUGUCUAGUGUUGUCCCCUACCUGACGCCCCUGGACGAAGCCCGCUUGCUCCUCCGAGACGAGGUCUGCUAGGAUUGGUUUAAUUCUGGUAGCGAGGAGUUUGGCAUACAAUUUGGUGUCUGCAUUCAGGAGGGAGAUCGGACGUAGGUUUGCGCAGUGUGUGGGGGGUUUGUUGGGUUUGGGUAACGUCACUAUAUGUGCCUCCAGCAUUUCCGUGGGCAUAUUCCCUGCAGUUUUUAUGUGAUUGAAUAGGUUGGUGAGAGGCGUGAGUAGUUGUUUGGUCAGUUUUAUGUAGUAGUAGUUGGAUAUUCCGUCUGGUCCGGAGGCCUUAUGUUUGGGGAGGGAUUUGAUUGCUAUUUCUACUUCGCCCUCCGUGAAGGGGUUCUCCAGUUGGGUUCGUUGCGCUUGCGUUAGACUGGCUAAGGGCACUCUGUCUAGAAAACGUACUAUCUCGUCUUCCGUCGGUUGGUGUGUGGAGGGAUCUUUUUCUAGUUGAUAUAGUGAGGCAUAAUAUUUCGCUAGUUCGUUCACUAUGUCUUGGGGGUUGUAUAAUUUAUCCCCAGUUGUGGAGGUUAUGUACGGGAUUUUUAGAUUGCAAUUUAGUUUGUUUCGCUUUAUUGGCCAGCAUUUUCCCAGCUUUAUUACCCAUAACAUAGUAUGAUUGCUUCAAAAACCUCAGGUGUCUUUCUGUUACAGCGAGGUUGAGGCUAUGAAGUGUUGUGCGAAGUGACAUCAGUCGCUUAUGUGUUGCCGUUGUAGGGUUUGUUUUAUGGGCGGAUUCUACUAAGGCCAGAUCUUUCUCUACCUUGUCCAGUGUUGUGUUGUGCAGCCUCUUUGUUCUAGCCCCUAUCUGGAUUAAUUCUCCCCUCAUGACGGCCUUAUGGGCCAGCCAUUUUGUAGCGUCGGAUGACGAGCAGUCUACGUGGUCAGCGAAAAAUUCUUCAACCCGGACCUGUAUUCGUUGGAGAUGUGCCGGUACGUCUAAUAGACUUUCAUUCAGGCGCCAUGUGCCUCUACCCCUAGCUGGAUACGGAAUUCGCAUAGUGACAACAUAUGGGGCAUGGUCGGACCACGUGAUUGGCCCAAUGUGAGCCUUAAUGGCGAAUGGCAGUGUUUUGGUGUCAAGUAGACAAAGAUCAAUUCUCGUGUAGGUCCUAUGGACCGACGAGUAAUACGUGUAGUCCCUCCCGCUCGGGUUCAGGCCUCUCCAGGUGUCAUAAAAGUUAUGCCCAUGCAAUAAUUUCCUAAAAUGUUGGCCUAGUGAGACUGAAUGUUGUUGUGGUAAUUUGUUCCCCUCUCGUUUUAUAUCGACAUCGGGAUCUGGAGCGCAAUUAAAGUCCCCGCAUAUAAUUGUGUGGCCCUUUCUGAACUUGUCAAUUGUCCUAAACACUUUGCUGAGGAAGGUUUUUUGUUUAUCGUUCGGCGCAUAUAUGGAAGCUAUAGUCACCGCUAAACCAUUUAAGGAGCCCACUAAUAUUAGUAUUCUCCCAUCUCGACUGGCAAAUUGAUUGGAUGGCGUGAAUGCCCAGUCCCUAUGGAAAUAGAUAGCAACUCCUUUAGCCUUAGUGUUUGGCAUUGCGUGGUAUCCUUGAGGAUACUGUUUGACAUUGAGUGUGGGAUGUUUCCUAAUACAGAAGUGCGUCUCUUGGAGGCCUAUAAUCGCUGCCUUGGACUUGGUCAUUUCCUGUAUUGCUAGCCUCCUUUUGUGUGGGCUAUUGAGACCCUUAACGUUUAAGGUUAGGAUUGUCAGAGAGUCAUCCAUGAUCCUGGUGUAGUGUUAUGCUAUGCUGGGGCCGUGGGACGGCAUUCGCUGCCUGCGACAUGCGAUACGCUACUGAUCUGGGACUGAAAGGGGGGAAUGUAGGGAUGAUGGACAUAAAAACAGGGAGGGAAAAACAAUAACUUAAGUAUGUACAAAGCGCCAUGGAGAAAACUAGCGCUCUACGUGGGUGAGGUGUGAGCGGGCAGACUCUGUCCGUCUCACGUCUCAUCCUGGGGACGCACCUGGGAGAUUCAGCCGAGUGCGUGACGGCUUUCCUCCAGUUAACCUUAUUCCUACCCCACAAACACGUCUGAGAUGUCCAGCCAGGACCCACCAAUGGAACACCCACAAGACCCUCCCCUCCAUCUUGCUAUCAUGGAUAUGUUAUGCCGUCACAAAACCUGUAUAGUAUAUAUUGUCUGAGUCGUGACUUCUGCACCCCAUACUUCCCACUUGCUAUAGUACUCUUAGAGAUUGCGUCCCUACCGUCCCCAUUGUAUCUGCCCUGAGUCCCCACCCUCUGGGUUUUAACAGGUUUGGUCACUCCGCUACGUAAUGCUUUACUCCUUGGGCAAUAGGGAUUCGCAUAUAAUGUAUCACAGUAAGAGGUUCAGAAUAACAUACUCACAAUCCAGUUACAUUUGCAUGUCACAGAGCGGAGGCUAGUAUUGGGUUAGAGUGUCUCUCAGUGUCCAAUUCUACAGUGGGUUAGUGGUAUGUCCCUGUUGGGCCCCGACUGGAGUUCUAUUCUUUUCUUUGUGGCGAGCCCGCCAUCUGCCAGUCAGCAUGCGGUCCUCUCGGGGAUGCUGUAGUCGAAGCGUCUCUCGGUUGUAGCGGGAAUAGGCCCCAUUCUUUUAGUAAGCGCAUUCCCACCUCCGGUUCGUUGACGGUAUGCGUUUUGGCAUUCCUCCAUAUAAGUAGUUUUGUAGGAUAGCCCCAUCUGUAUUGUAUGCCGUUGUUUCUCAGGGACUUUGUCACGUUGAUGAAUUCUCUGCGUCUGCCCAUGGUCAUAGCUGACAGGUCUGCGUAUAAUUGAACACCCGUGUAUGGUGCGGGCAUCUCGGUGAUUUUCCUCGCCGCCUGCAGUAGGUGGUCCUUCGUCUUAUAGUAGUGGAAGCGAGCGACCACGUCGCGUGGCGUAUCUUUUUGCAGAUUCUGCGGUUUCGGUAGUCUGUGGGCUCGGUCCAUGAGCCAUUCUGGCUCCGAUAUCUCCGGCGCCAGCGACUUGCACAGGGAAGUAAGGUAUUGCGGCAAUUGCUCUCUCGUGACGCUUUCUGGAAUACCACGGAAGCGAAUAUUGUUUCUGCGUGAGCGAUCUUCCAUGUCCGCUAAUUUUCUUUUUAAGAACUGUUGUUCACUCACUAAUUGUUGUACUGUGUCUGCCAAGGCAUCUUGCGCUGCGCAUAUGUCAUCAGUACGUGUUUCUAAAUUGUUUGUUCUUUCCCCCAGAUCUGCUAUUUCCUUCUUAAUAUCAUUUGUGGCUUUUUUCAAAUCAGACUGCAGGAUGAGUCUAAAGUCUUUCAGCAUUGCAUAAAGUUUUCUUUCUGUAACUGGGGCAUCAGUGUAUACUUGCUCCUCAUUCUCUGUGGGAGGGUUUGAGGCCUGUGAGGAUUCCAGUUCCUCACCGCCGCCAUCUUGCGCCGGCCGCGACCGGUCUUUUUUCCCGUGGCGGAUCGGAUCCGUCAGCUUAGUCUGCUUUGCCGGGGCCAUGGGAGGUGAGGGGAAGAUAACCCGCCCGUUUCUCACCGUCAGCCGGGGGGUAAGAGCUGCUAUAAGUCACGCUGUAGCCGUCUCGGACCGGGAGCUCUCACUCCAUGCGUCCGUUCCACUCGGCAGUCGAACACGCCCCCAUUGCAUUGGAAUUUUAAUGGUAAUGAAUUGUAUAUUUUAUUUGUUUUAAGUUGUGACAACAGUUAAGUGACGGAUAUUUUGUGGAUGGACAAAAUAUUAACUAAAUAGAUUAUAUUUAUCCUAUUUUACCGAUGGCAUUCUGUCCGAUGUAGCAGCUAUUAAAUUAUUUAACAAAAUGUAUUGGCAUAGUGACUUAGGUGAUUACAGCUUGUAUAUCAGUUUUGUGUAAAUUGUAACAGGUAGGUUAAACGGAUUUUAAUGAAACACAAUACGUAACUAAAUUAACUGUAUUGACACUGUUUUACAGAUAUGGUGUCUGAUAGGCAUACAGUAACAGGUUUUGAGAGGUCUUUACUUAUUAUUUUAUUAUUUAUAUAGCGCCAACAAAUUCUGUAGUGCUGUACAAUGGGUGGACUAACAGACACAUAAUUGAGAUCAGACCACUGGACGUACAGGAACAGAGGGGGUUGAGGGCCCUGCUCGAUGAGCUUACAUGCUAGAGGGAGUGGGGUAUGGUGACAUAAAGGAUUAAAGUAGGGGAAUUAAAAAGUUUGUUAGAGAAGGGUUUAUUGAGUGCUUGGUAGGUCAUUUUUGACAGUUGCAGGAACGGAGUCAUGGGGUGGGGGAUGAGAAACCUGCUGACAGUUUAAUUGAUAUGCUUUAAUGAAGUGAGUUUUCAAAGAUUUUUUGAAGGAGUGGAGGCUGGGUGAAAGGGAAGGGAGUUCCACAGAAUAGGUGCAGCCCUGGAGAAGUCUUGAAGGCAAGCAUCAGAGGUGGGGAUCCGAGCAGAGGAUAGGCGUAGGUCUUGGGCUGAGCGCAGAGGUCUCGAUGGGACAUACUUGUGUAUGAGGGAGGAUAAGUAUGUUCUAGCAGCAUUAUGUAGGGAUUUGUAAGCAAGUGCCAUAAUUUUGAAUUGGGCCUUAUAUCUAACUGGAAGCCAAUGCAGGGACUGACAGAGCAUGGAGGCGUGGGAGGUGCGACAGGACAUAAAAAUAAACCUCGCAGCCGCAUUCAUUAUAGAUUGCAGCGGUGCAAGCUGGGAACAUGUAAGACUGGUGAGAAGGCAAUAGUCAAGGCGAGAGAGAACAACAGCAUGAACCAGUACCUUAGCCGUGUCCGGCGUUAGUUAUGGGCGGAUGCGCGCUAUGUUCUUGAGUUGGAAGCGACAGGAUUUGGCUUUCGAUUGGACAUGAGGAGUAAAAGCGAGGUCAGAAUCAAAAAGAACCCCUAGGCAGCAAGCCUGCGUGGUAGAGGUGAUAGUAGCGCUGUUGACUUGGAUGGAGACAGACACAGGAGUAGCAGCACUUGAGGGAGGAAAAACUAGAAGUUCUGUUUUGGACAGGUUGAGUUUAAGGAAGUGAGCAGCCAUUCAGUUGGAAAUAGGCAGUCAGAAACACGAGUCAAGGUGGGCGGAGAGAGAUCAGUGGAGGACAGGUAGAUUUGCGUGUCAUCUGCAUAUAAAUGAUAUUGGAAGCCAAAGAAGCUGAUGAGUUUACCAAGGGAGGCAGUAUAGAUAGAGAACAGUAGGAGGCCGAGGACAGAACCUUGGGGGACGCCGACAGAGAGGGAUUGGGGAGAAGAGGCAGAGCCAGAGAAAGAAACACUGAAAGAGUGCUGGGACAGGUAGGAGGAGCACCAGGAGAGAGAGUAGUAUCCUGUAGACCAAAGUUACAGAGAAUGUGAAGAACUGUUCAUACAGUGUCAAAGGCGGCAGAAAGAUCAAGGAGGAUUAGGAUAGAGUAUUGGCCGCGAGAUUUAGCAGCAAUUAAAUCGUUGGAUAUUUUGGUCACAGCAGUUUCAACAGAGUGACCACCACGGAAUCCAGACUGAAGGGGAUCAAGCAGAGAGUUGGAUUCGAGAAAGUCUGUCAAUCUGGCGUACACAACUCUCUUGAGGAUCUUGGAGGCAAAUGGCAGUAGCGAGAUAGGGCGGUAGUUGGAUGGGGAGUUGGGAUCAAGGUUGGGCUUUUUCAGAAUCGGGGUUAUGGUUGCAUGUUUGAAGGGUGAGGGAAAUGUACCAGAGGAAAGGGAGAGAUUGAAAAUGUUAGCGAGAGGAAGAGCAAGAGAGGGAGACAAAGUGCGGAUGAGAUGCGAGGGAAUAGGAUUGAGGGAGCAGGUGGUGGGGCGGGAGGACAAGAGCAGAGCAGAAACCUCUUGUGCUGUAGCAGGUGCAAAUGAGCAUAGGAUGGCAGGGGGAGUGGGUAAUGUUACUUAUAAACAUUAAAGCCGUGACUUAUUUAUGGCCAUUUCAAAGUAAAUGUCCGGAUCUAUGGAAUUGUGCAAUGUAAUACAUGGUCUCUUGUUGCAAAAUUGUAUCAAGAGUAAGAUGAGUCGUGGAUAUAUUACUUUUAUUUCAAAACAGUAACUGACGAAAUAAUGCCAUGAUACUAAGGCUACCGUAUAAGCAGUUGGUAAUAUGUUUACAAUGUCAUAAAAAUGAGGACUUUAAUGUCACCAUAGUGCUGGUCCUAGUUAUUGAAUUGCCUACAUUCCAGAGAAGCGUACUAGAUGAGUCAUGGCAAUAGGAAUAUUAGAGUUGAGCUAGAUCAGGGGUGGGCAGUCUGCGGCCCUCCAGAUGUUUUGGACCACAUCUCUCAUAAUGCUUUUAGGGCCAUAAUGCUAGCAAAGCAUCAAGGGAAAUGUAAUCCAAAACAUCUGGAGGGCUGUAGAUUGCCCACCCCUGAGCUAGAUGGUCAAGACAUAUAGGGGCAGCAUAAUUAAGGAAAUUAGAAAAAGCAACUUCUUAAAGUGCCUAUAGAGAAUUAAUGACUGUCAAAAUAAACAGUGAUUUAUCAUUAUAGCUUAUUGUAAAGUCGGAAGAUACAGUAAUUAUCCAUGAAUAAAAGGAGUAAAGUUAAACUCCUCGUUUAAGACUCAAGGUGCCAAUGUUUGAAAAACUUGUCUCCAUUUUGAUUCUUGUCUUGGCAAUUUUAAAUUAAAAUUGUCCUUUCUGGAGUUCAGGGUCAUCAUUUCAAGAGCAUGAAAUUUGAGAUUAGAGACAUCACUAUUAUGUACUUUCCUGAUGUGGUUGGCUACUGGAGUGGUGAUGUUUAGAUUGGUAACUGUAUUGACAUGCUGUAAAAGUUUUCCCAAAUACUGUAUUCCACAGCUGCAGUUGAUAACAGAUGAUUUUCGUAGAGGUAGAGUUUAUGAAUUGAUUGAUAGGAUUUAGUUUUUUGUUUUUUGUACACUCAAUGAUUUUGGAUGGUUUUAUGAAAUCACAUGCCUUACAGUGCCUGCACCUAUACAUACCUUUGGUAGUAGUAAGCCAAGUUUUGGGAGACAAUUCAGAUUCUAAGUGGCUGUGUACCAGGAUGUCUCAAGUCUUAGGUCUGCAAGCUGUGAUGCUCGGAAAUGUAUAUAGAUGGUUUGUCAAAUCCCCAUCAUGUGUCAAAAUUGGCCAAUGUUACCAUAGUCGAUCAAAUGUACCUAUAAAACAUAUUGUUUGUUUCUCUUGUUUCAUUCGACUGGUGCUCAUAUAUGUAGUUCUUUCCAUGGAGUUGACCCGUUGAAAUGCUCGUUUUAACACUUUAUUCAGAUAGCCUUGGGACUUAAAACAUUUUAUGAAGACUACAGUAAAGUAAAUCAAAACCUACGGGAGGAGAUAAAGUGAAAAAAUUCCAGAGUAGAUCAACUUAUCCUUUGGUGGAGACCAAAUUACAUAACCUUGACUGCUUCAAAAAUUACCUUAAAUAUAAAAAGCAUGAAAAGUUCCUUAGUGAUCACAAAGAUUUUAAGGAUGGUAAUCUUUCGUACUAAAAAACAGACUAGAAUACGAUUUGGCAGUAGACUAAGCUCAGUAACUAGGUAUACAGGUGGGUCAGAGUAAGACUCUAGCUAAACCACUCACAGAAGGGGUUCUCGGUCUUUAUCACGUUCCCAACAGGGCAGCAAGAGUAUGCUUAGAAGACAGGAAAGAUCUGUGUCCUUCUUGGAAACCCCACACCCCUGUCCCCUCAACAUUUUUUGCACCAAUGGCUUUUUUAGUCCAAGAUUGGUCAGCCCCACAAAGAGGCAAACUAAGGGACAGGAGAAAGUGGGGUUACAAAUAACAAAAGCCAAUAAACAUUGCCAAUAGUGACAAUGAAGAUAACAAAAUAAUCAAUUUGUCAAACUUUGUAUUGUCUAAUGAUCACAUUUCACUACUAAAGAAAGGUUUAUCGUUUGUUCCUACUCCUGGAGCCAAUAUAUUUGAUUGGCUAAAAGACACAAAUUUGUUUGGUAGGAAAUUAGCACUAUGUUCUUUACACAAACAGAACAAAAAUUUAUGUAAAGAAAUUGGCAUCUGAAGACCACACUCAUCUGCAAUCUUUAGUCCAACUACUUGAGGAACAGGAAAACAUUCCACCUCUUACAGAUUUGAGAAUCCUAAAUUGGUACAAUCUGAGCUUUAAAGGAUCUAUUUUUCCAGAUGACUACCAAUAAGAUCAAAAAGCUAUCGAUACCCGAAAAACAGAAAUAGAAGUGUAGCGGACCCCGGGUAACCCUAACUGUUACCCCCGCUAAUUCCCUUCCUUCAGCCAUUCAGGAACCAUUUCUGAAUAUCAAGAGACCCAUUUCCUCCCAGUAACUGGACGACACACCGUUCUGGAGGUACAACAGAGAACAAACUUUUAUUGAUAUACACAGCUUUUUAUGCCCAUACCCCCCUUAUAAUUCGGUUCAACACAAUCCCAGGCUGGAGGGGGGUGGUUUUCAGAUAACCAUCUAUCGCUCUGGGAGAUACCAACUGCACAGCAAUUACCAACAGUAAAACACAAUACCUACAUUGGGGAAACUUAGGAGCUCCGCGCCCCAGGAAGAGAAGGGGGUACACACCUGAAACAUACACCCCUGGAUACCCCCGGGUCCCAGCUAGGACAUCUGUGAAUGGUGGGGCUAUUGUAUGUACAGAAGAAAGCCCGAGAAAUAAUCGUAUGAAGUCGGGGCUCUGUACAUUCCCGAAAAUUAGUUCCAUGGGAUUGCUUGGCUUAGGCCAGUCGAUUCAAACUUCUCGCCCAAACCAAGCAAUGACCAAUCAGAGGAAAGGCAAAACCAGUUUGCGCCAAUCAGCACUCAGGGAGGAGAGGGAGUUCACCGCCCAAUUGGGAGAAAGGGCGCAAAACCCCAUUUGGAUGGGCGCUCCUUUUCCUAUUGGUCGCCGGAGACCCGCAGCAACCAGUCAGCGCGCACUCGUGCCGGCCUAUCAGAGGAAAGGGCGCAAAACCAAAUCUCGCCAAUCAGUGCUCAGGGAAGUGAGGUGUGAGGGUGCGAACCAAUUUGAAUGGUAGCUCUUCUCCCAUUGGCUGGCACAAACUUCCAGGCAGCCAGCAGGACUCUGUGGCGGUGUGGCCGACUCACAGUUCCAGGGAUUUUCUGCUGGCUCGUUUCUCUCUCUCUCUCUCUCAUAUCUCUCAUCUCUCAUCUCUACGCGGAGAGUGCGCUCUGGGCAGCCACUAGCCCGGGUAGUGAUACAGCUCUUUUAGGAUUAGGUUAGCGUGGUCCGAGCCGCCAGUACCCCACAAGGUAUCCCCACUAACAUCAGGGCCCGGUGAGAAGCCCCCCGCAAGGGAAGCUUCCCUUUUCGGGAUACGAAUGCUCCUCAUGGCGGCCAUCCUGGGGAGCGCUCAUUAAUUACUUCCCUUGCGGUUUCACAACUAUGUUGCUGGUGCGAACGUUCUGACUUAAUUGGUGUGAACGUUCCACUUUUUAUUGCCUCCCCAAGGUACAUAAAAUCAGACAACAACCUCUGGGGAUACUUAUUGUAUCAGGCAACGGUUCUCUGACCGAGAAUGCAAGUAGCUUCAUUGAAAAACUUUUACAUCCUUUUGUCACCAAUUGUCACAGUAGUGUACCCCAACACGCAAGAUUUAGUCCGAGAGACAAGAUAAAAAGCUACGUCUUACCGGGCAUUAGAAUGACCGAACUCCGACCUAGACAGGGAAAAGACAGUCAAGAACAAGCCGAGGUCAAGGGAACAGAGAGACAGCGAAAACAAGAACUAGCCAAGGACUGGUACACAGGAGUCAGGAAACCGGCGAACAAGACAAAUCAGGCAUAAAGAGAAAAACAGAGUCAGGAACAAAGCCAUGGUCAAGCACGAAAAAAACACUACUAGACAAAGCAAGCACUAAAGGGAACUGAAUCAGAAACCACGGUAGGGCAGGGAGCUAAGGGAAAGGUGAGUAUAAAUACCUUAGUAUUUAAUUUAAUUGGCCCCUGUCAUAUCAACGCUCCCAAAACCUGAGUGUAUGGGGAAUGUGGAAUGACAUGGGCCAAUGGGAGACCGUUUUGCAUUUUGGCUCCCACUGUCCCUUUAAAAGUGUGCCCGAUAAGCGUGGCCCACUCCCUGUGCCAGGCGAGUCACGUGGCCACGUCUUGCGGCCAGUGCACACCUGCCGGAUCUCCCCAUCGGGCGAGCCGCACGCGGCUUGUGCAGAUGCAGGACCACACGCGGCAGGGAAAGAGGGCCUCGCCCGGCCGCCGGAGAGGGUAAGUACCGCUACAACAAAUUAAGCCUCUUAUGUUUAGACACCAAGCAGACUUUGUUGAUCUUGGAAGAUCUUGUGGUACCACCAUAUACCCUACUGGCAAGCCUAGAUGUAGAGAUCCCUCCACAACAACAUUCCCCAUGAGAUUGGUUUUUAAAGCGACCUUAUAUUUUCUCAAUCAAUCUGAAAGCUUACACCUUCCAAAAAAUAAUUUAUAUUGAAGUUACUCCAUAUUCUUCUAACACAUUACUUUGUGUUUAAUAGGAACCAUUACUUACCAAUGAGGGGUACAGCCAUGGGCACAGCUUGUCAACUUGGCAACCCAUCUAUCUCAAUUUCCGAGCAUCACAGCUUGCAGACCUAAAACUUGAGACAUCCUGGUACACAGCCACUUAGAAUCUGAAUCGGCUCCCAAAACUUGGCUUACUGCUACCAAAGGCGUAUAUAGGUGUGGGCACUGUAAGGCAUGUGAUUUCAUAAAACCAUCCAAAAUCAUUGAGUGUGCACAAACAAAAAAAAUAUUUCAAACAUUGGCACCUCGAGUCUUAAACGAGGAGUUUAACUUUACUCCUUUUAUUCAUGGAUAAUUACUGUAUCUUCUGACUUUACAAUGAGCUAUAAUGAUAAAUCACUGUUUAUUUUGACAAUCAUUAAUUCUCUAUAGGCACUUUAAGAAGUUGCUUUUUCUAAUUUCCUUAAUUAUGCUGCCCCUAUAUGUCUUGACCAUCUAGCUCAAUUCUAAUAUUCCUAUUGCCAUGAAUCAUCUAGUACGCCUCUCUAGAAAGUAGGCAAUUCAUUAAUUAGGACCACCACUAUGGUGACAUUAUGGUCCUCAUUUUUAUUACAUUGUAAACCUAUUACUAACUGCUUAUAUGGUAGCCUUAGUAUUAUGGCAUUCUUUUGUUGGUUACUGUUUUGAAAUAAAGUAAUCUAUAUAUGACUCAUCUUACUUUUUUUGCAACAAGAGACCAUGUACUACAUUGCACAAUUCAUUUUAGAUCCCACAGAGAUUGCAUUUAGUUGUCUGUUGAUUUCCACUUCCAACAGUAUUUAUGUGCCAUAGAUCCAGACAUUUACUUUUAAAUGACCACAAAUAAUAAUUUUUAAUCCUUUUAUUUAAUGAUAUUUUUUGAUAUCCCAUUAUAGGAGUAUUCCGUUACAUCAGAGAGCCACACUCAUAACAUCGUGAUCUACGGUUUAAUAGUUCAUUCCCAUGGUCCAUCUCUCCUCCUCCAUUUGUUAACGAUCUCUUCAUCACCAAUCAUUGAAAUUACAACCUUCGGUGCACUAACAGCCUAUUGGUGUAUUCAAAUAUGGCUGAUCCAAUCAGAUUAAAGCAUUCUCCUUCUUACAUCGGCAAUAUCGUAUGUCCAGUUCCCCUCUGAUGAGCUCAAUAAGCCAAACAUGUGUCAGGGGCUUAUUUGCUCUUACUAGCAUCUCACCACAGAAGUGCUACCAGGCAUUCAGAUCUGUUGUUUGUUCUGACUGUGUUAUUUAUUUAUCAGCACUAGGUUUUAUAGCAAAACUGACUUUAUUUAUUUACGGGUGGUGGGUAAGCUACUUUACAGGACAGGAUAGGGAAAAUCUUUUUCGGGCUUAAAGGAACACUAUAGUCACCUAAAUUACUUUAGCUAAAUAAAGCAGUUUUAGUGUAUAGAUCAUUCCCCUGCAAUUUCACUGCUCAAUUCACUGUCAUUUAGGAGUUAAAUCACUUUGUUUCUGUUUAUGCAGCCCUAGCCACACCUCCCCUGGCUAUGAUUGACAGAGCCUGCAUGAAAAAAAAACUGGUUUCACUUUCAAACAUAUGUAAUUUACCUUAAAUAAUUGUAUCUCAAUCUCUAAAUUGAACUUUAAUCACAUACAGGAGGCCCUUACAGGGUCUAGCAAGCUAUUAACAUAGGGGAUAAGAAAAUCUUAAUUAAACAGAACUUGCAAUAAAGAAAGCCUAAAUAGGGCUCUCAUUACAGGAAGUGUUUAUGGAAGGCUGUGCAAGUCACAUGCUGGGAGGUGUGACUAGGGUUCAUAAACAAAGGGAUUUAACUCCUAAAUGGCAGAGGAUUGAGCAGUGAGGCUGCAGGGGCAUGUUCUAUACACCAAAACUGCUUCAUUAAGCUAAAGUUGUUCAAGUGACAAUAGUGUCCCUUUAAGGGGUGCCCACGUAGGCACAAUAGGGCAACUUAUUUAACUUUGAUUCCCUUCAGAUCCUGGAUCCCUGCAUUCCUCUAUCUUAACUAUCAACUCACACUGUGAGCCGUUUAGCUCGUGAUACCAGUGCACCGCGUCUCGUUACCAUCCAAGUAUAUGGUGCCUAACAAUUAUUGCAACAUUUGUUAUACUCAUGAUUGUAGCUCUUUAGCUAAAGAUACUGUUGCACUGAAUUCGAAAACUCUCUAAGAUUGAUUACAACCCAAUUCAAUAUAUCUGACUAAUAGCUAUAUUUCACAAAACGCUCUCUUAUCACUUUGCAUUUCACAAAACCGUGCUCUUAUCACUACAAAAUCUGGCAGAUCUUUUGUCUUAAGCCUUUGCGAGCCCUUCUCUGCUAACCCAGCUCAGGCUUUCCGUGGCUGUCCAAUUACAGACUUCUCAGUGCAACUUCGGAAGAAGUCUUUGAGCAAUUACUACCUCUUGAGUUUAGCUCUACUGAACCAGGAAACAAACCAUGAAGGGAAAUAACCAGUUGUCUUAUUAAGCUAGUGGGAGUGUAACAUGGCAAAUUUAGACAAUUGCCAAAUUCUAUUAAAAUCUGCACUUUCUGUAAAUUGAAAAAAAAGGACACACUCUUUACACAUAAAACACUGUAGCAAACUGACCCAUUAAGUGUCAUAUUCCUUACAGCCAUUUGAGUAACGGUUUCAUAGAAGGGGGAAAGAUGGAUAAAAACAGCACACAUCCAUUCUCACACAAAAAAGACAGGUUAACAUACACAGUUAAAGUAGACAUCAUAUAUCAGAAUGCUUGUGGAAAUGAAAAGUUCAGUGAAAUAAAAGUGUAGUUUUCAGCUUGCCUCAUGAAAACACCUCUGUUACACAGUAAUUUACCAUUUAUUUAAUAGGUUGGUGACAUUCCUGAUGCAGACAUCAAGCCCCCUGAAAAUGUACUUUUUGUUUGCAAGUUAAAUCCUGUUACAACAGACGAAGAUUUAGAGAUUAUAUUUUCAAGAUUUGGACAAAUAAAGAGGUAUAUUUUUUAUUUAUUUUUUAUAUGUAUUGGAUGCCAUGUUAGUCAAGUCAUAGUACUAAGAGAUUUACUGCUAACUUGCCAUAUUGGUAGUGUUUGAAAUGUUUUGUAACAUCUAUUUUUUCCCCCACUUUUCUCCUACCUAGAUGUCUUUUUGUGAUGUUAAAUAAAUAAAUACAUAAAUACAGUACACUAUAGCUAUAUAGAUAUCUACAUAUUUUUGAACAAAGAAUGUUACAAGGCAAAUUGAUAGAUGUUUAACAGCAGAUUUUGCUGCUGUACUUGGGAAGAGAAAGAGUUCUUUAGACAAAGGCAGAGUUGGGAAGAGAGAGCGUGUGACUAACACAACAAAACGUCUAGUGUAAAAGGAUAUUUGUGAUGAAGACAACAUCAUCAUCAUACUUACCAUCAUAUUUAGAACUACAGAUAGCUGGUUAAUAUGUAACCUUGCAGAAAACUGGGCCAUACAAUUCUUUGACUCACAGGGCAGGCUGGGAAUGUCCCCUGAUAUCUGCAGUUUCCGCUUCGCCCAUGAUCCUUGUUUCCCACACAGUUUACAAACAUGUAAGAGAAGGAGGGCGCUACUAAAUGAUUAUGAAAAAUAGAAGAAUCAUUCACAAAGUGAUCUUUAAUUAUUAUUAAUGUGACAUAAAAAUACAUUUGUCGUGGUCAUUUAGUAGCUUCUCUCCUUCAAAGUUUGUUUUUCCACGUUCAAGUUUAUCUGUUUACAAGAUAAUCUAUGUUUGAGUUUUUAAAAGCCACUAGAGGCUCUUCCUCUUUAAGAACAUUUUUACAUUUUACAGCAAGCUGUACAUUGGAUUUAGUGCUUCUUUAUGAGAAGCUUUGGAUUAGCUGAGCUUGGCCCAUGCGCAAACCAUAGGCCUUCAGUGUUUCCUUGUGUCAGCAUGCAUUAUUAUACCAUGGGUGGGUUCUACAGCAAGAAAGAAACUCUCCCACCACUGAUUUAUAAGUAUGCUUUAUAGCUUUUUCCAACUUUUAAUCACACCACCCAGAACAUUUUAAAAUACAUUGAUAUUUCCAGAUCACAAUAUGACAUGCACUUUAUGUAUCCAACGUAGUUCAGAUUAAUUUCUGGAGUUGAAAAUUGGUAACUUCUUUGAACUUUUGGAAUAAUUUUUUUGUUCAUUGAUUUCCCAGUAUGUGAAAAUAAUUUUGUACCUAUUAACAUUAUUUUAGCUGUGAAAUCAUUCGAGACUGGAAGACUGGAGAGUCGCUUUGUUAUGCUUUUAUUGAGUUUGAAAAGGUAUGGAUUUAUAGUAUAUAAGCAAACUAAAUACAUGUUUGACUGCUUUGUACUUGUUUACCUCAUCAACAACUAUAGUAAUCACUGUAGCAGCUUUCUGCUUUCUGCUCCACGAUAUUACUCCUUUGGCAAAAAAGAUGAAACUUCUUGCAAUGUUGCGAUUCAGUCACUCAGCUAAAUUCCUCUAACACACUGUUAAAACAUCUGCAGGUAAAAGUGCCUGGCAUAAAUAUCUCACUACAACUAAAUAUGUUCUAAACUCUAUAGGAAUUAGGCAGUUUGGAAGUCUUUUGUAUAGUCUAAACUCUCACAUAGCAAACGUAACCUUUACAUGGUCAUAUGGCAAGAAAGCCAGCUUGGUGAAACCAUUGGCCUACAUAUAGGGGUUGCAGCUGCGACCAGGCCAGUCACUCCAGGGGGAAUAAAAACAGGUGAGUAAGCGCUAAAUAACACAAGUGGGCAGCAACCCUAAAAAAGGGAAUCCCUCAAAAACCCUUUAGGAUAAGACACAAAAAAUACAGAAAAAGGGCUGCGCUUAAAUAAUAAAUAUAUAAAAGUCCAGAUAAAAUAAAUAAAUAAGUAAAUAAAUAAAUAAAUCAGAAGAGGUCUUAUCUUGCAAUGUCCGUAGUGCUUAGUCAGAGGUAAUACUCUUGCUUUCUGUCUUGCUUUCUGUCUUUCUUGUGGAUCGUCUCUUAUGUAAGAUAUAAAAACAAAUACAAAACCACAAUGGUGCAGUAUAUCUAUAUGUGUAAGGAAUAAAAUAUAGAGGCUUGAUUGCGAACUCACAUAUCCAAGAGCUAGGACCUGCUCUGGUAUAGAAGGCGUACAGCGGUUUAGAUCCCCGCUUAUGGGAUAUAGGAUGGUUAUCCUCCACGUGUUUCCUCCUUCCGUGGUUUAAAAGAUGCUCAAAUAAAAAGAGACAGCCAAUAGUGUUCUCUGCAUAAAAUUAAACUCCAAUAUAAAAUAAAAUAAAAAAUGGAUACUCACAAGACAGGAGCAGGUCAACUGCUCCUGGUAUUUCGCACUGGUGGAAUAAUCCCCACCUAGGAUUGCUUGGAGUCCAGCGAAUGAUGCCAGGUAACAAUAAUAAUUAUAUGUGUAUUAAAAGAUAAGUAGUACAAUAAAAGAUUAUAAAAUAUACUUUAAUUGUAAUAUUACACAAUAUAAAAAACCAUAAACGCGUUUCGCCAAUCGGCGUUAUCAAUAUGGGUAAAGUACCUGAUACCUGGCAGAAGAUCAUUUAAAUAGCAUACUCAAUAGACCUCUGUGACCGGGUGCCUGCCAUCAUCAUUUGCGGCCCUGGCACGCGCGGCAAACUGCCCGGGCCACAUGUUAAGGUGCCCAUCGGGCGACCCAUGCUGUCAGGGCCACCAGAUGGGUAUGGAUUUUCAGAGGGCCUGGUCAGCGCUGCAGCGCUUUAACAGCGUGACCAGGCCCCCUGCGAUGAGUUCAUCACACGCUGAGAGGAAGUGACUCCCUGUCACUCCUCCCAGCUAUCACUGAGAGCCCGUAUGGGAGGAAGCAAAUAGAGUCAGAGUGGGAACUCUGACUCCCAUCAACCUGAGCCACCACUGGACCCCAGGGAAAGUCACCCUCCUGCACUUAAAAGGUAGGAAACAGGAGGGUGACUUAAAUAUUAUGUAUGUGUGUGUUUGUUUGUAUGUAUGUACGUCUGUCUGUCUAUGUAUGUGUGUCUUGUGUGUGUGUCUGUAUGUGUCAGUCUAUCUGUCUGUAUGUGUGUGUCUGUUUUUAUGUAUGCAUGUGUCUUUUCUUGUCUGUAUGUAUGUGUCUUUGUAUGUAUGCUUAUUGUGUGUGUGUGUGUGUGUGUGUGUGUCUGUCAGGAUGGGGAGUUAGAGGCGGGGGGGCAUGGAUCUGUUUUGCACCAGGGCCCCAUGGGUUGUGUGUACGACACUGGGUGUAAUCCUUUUUAAGGAGGCAAGGUUAUUAUGCAGCAUUCUGCAGACUCAUUAGUCAGCUGUAAUCUGAAGUGGGGAAGGCAUGAGUGUUAUGAUCAAGGGGAAAGGCUGCUAAUACACUCCUGCGUUCAGGCAAACACUGACAGUCUACAUGCAGGCAACACCACAACCGCACACUGACACUCCUCAUAUAUUUGAGGUGGUAAAUAAAAGGUCUGCUAGUAGGUUAUGACUUUACAUUUUGAGCAUUUAUGUAUUCUGUAUAUGUACUGGUGAGGUUUUUGACAUAAUGUAGAGACUAAAUUUGUUUACUUACAUACUGCUGACCUUCUCAUCCAUACGUUUUCUAGGUGAUAUGUCUACUUUAAUAAACCUACUUUUGUGCAAUAUAAUACAAGGUGAAUAUGUUUCAACAUGGACUAGUUAAAGGGUUACUCCAACCAACAUAACCACUUCUGUUUUUUGAAGUGAUCAUGGUGGUAGGAGCCUGAAUGUGCAGUGUUUCUGCUUGAAACACUGCACAUCUAUAGUUAUUGUUAAUUGUGUGCCAGGGGCAAGUUGCACCCGCCGCACACAUGACUUCAGUAGCCCUGGGCUACAUAUUAAUGCAUGACUGUCAAUUCUGUGCAUAUUUUAUGUCUAUUGUCAGUGCUCAACACACACUGCCUUUCGAUUUAACUGCUUAUCCUUUGCAGGCAGAGCUGGACAUUAACCUUAGGGCAGAGGGACACUAUAGUGUUAAGAAAAUACAGUUUUGUAUUCCUAAUGCUAUAGUGUUCUUUUACAAAAUGGAUCCUGCUUUAAAAUACUGUUCAGGGGGUUGCACAAUAAUGAUGUAGAGUUUUUAGAGUUAAGUAUUUAUUUUAAUAACUUAAAUUGUUUGUGUUUGUAAAAAUAAUUAAUCGAUUAUACACUUAUUUAGGAAGAAGAUUGCGAGAAAGCUUACUUUAAAAUGGAUAAUGUGCUGAUUGAUGACCGGAGGAUACAUGUUGAUUUUAGCCAGUCAGUAGCUAAAGUAAAAUGGAAAGGAAAAGGUACUGUUUACACCAAUAUCAAUUUCCAGUAUGCUAUUUUCUCUAUGCUGUACAUAUCUUGAAUAUAAUGUGGAACAUUCCAUAAUCACUAAAAUGUUGAAAGAUAUCCACAAUUUUAAUUUAUUCUGUACCCUACAUUGAUCUUUUUCUUCUAAUAUUUGUUUUGAUGCAGGUGGAAAAUACACAAAAGAUGAUUUUAAAGAAUACGAGAAAGAUGCUGAAAAGCAAUCUAAGCUUGCGCUGAAAGAUAAAGCCAAACCUAAACAAGAGUAUCCUUUAAAAAAAAAAAGGCAGCAACCUAUUUAAUAGUUCUGUUCUCCUCACUGUGAAUAGCAAAGAGGAAGUGAGCAGUGUGUGGGAGGUAGCUGUAUAGCUUUGACUGUCGUUAGUUCGUGCACAUUUAUGUAUGCAUGUGUGAGAAAGUGACUCAUUUGAUACAGUUAUGAGUGUGGUUACUUAGAAUGUGUUAAGGCGGGCCUUUGUGAGGGUUUGGCUAACUUUGUGUGUUGCCUGACUCCUUAGCUUUGUUCCUUAAUUUUUUUAUUUUGUUUUGGUUCCUAAUUUUUAGAAAAAACUAUUUGCGUCCUCAUGUAUGCAAUCCUCAAAAUGAGUUACAUAGGGAGCAGGAAGAACACUUUAGAAGAGUAUAUUAUUUUAAUUAAUACAUUUGAUGUCUGAUUUUAUAUUUGCUUCUAGAUAUUACCUCUAUAAAUAAUGUACACUUGUACAUAACAGGUCCACUUUAUUCAAUUUUUUUAUUUUUGCUGUGCAUAAAAAGAAUACAGUUUUUAGCUUGCACAAGUGCAAUGGAAUACAUAGGAGAAUAAUUGCAUGACGUUCACAGAUUUUGCACAUACUACUAUUGUAAAAUAUGAUGUUGCGUGGCAUUUCUAGGAUAUAGCACAAUUUUAUAGUAUAGUAGAGAUAAGAGGAUAGGAACACGUCUAGUCAGGUCUGUCUAGCCAAAAAUAAGGAUACAUACUAGGUGCAAACAUAUAUAAGUGAGUUGUAUAGCUAGAAGACAUGCCAUGCUAAGUAAUAUAUGGGUAAACAUGCUGAAUUGCAAACAUGCAAAAUACUGCUUGCUAUAUUGACAUAAUGAAUGCUACAUAAAAAUAAGCAUUCUUAUAAGAGCAACUGGCAUAAGAGGUAACCACUGGAACAAUGCUAACACUAGCACCCUGCAUUACAAAAGGUAGGUCAUGAGAGGGCAAGUAAGUAGGAUAGUAGAAGCAAGGAAUCAUGUUUAACCCCUUAAGGAGCAAACUUCUGGAAUAAAAGGGAAUCAUGACAUGUCACGCAUGUCAUGUGUCCUUAAGGGGUUAAGAGUGUAGAAUAAAGAACGUUAAACAUGCUCUUUGGGUUCUAGCUCGCAUCAUUGGGAUCAUGGGCAUAUAUUUAGAUUUGGGUCAUCCACUGGAAAAUCAGGUUGUCUCUCAUCCACUUUAAAAUAAAUAAAUAGCUAGACUUCUUAACAAAUUAUCCUAGCAACAAGUAUGAACUGGUUUUGGAUGAAGAUCUUGAGCAAUCAAGAAGUAAUAGACAGCCAAGCUCUAAACACAAAAAAGAAAAACGUCAUCAACACUAUUCUGAUGAUGAAGAUGAAAGACGAAUAAAAAAAUCCAAGGUAUUGCUUAUUUAUUAUUAUUUAUUACUGGUAUUUAUAAAGCGACAACAGAUUCUGCAGCGCUGUACAAUUAGUGUAGAACGUACAAUAUACAUAGACAAAUACAAAAGGUAGAGAGAGCCCUGCCCGUAAGCUGAUGUCUUGUCAUUGGAGCUCUUUUAUACAAAGUGCUUAGAUAGAUGGCCCGUGAGCUUACAAUCUAAAUGAUACAGUGGGGAAUUGAGACAGAAGGUAGCAGGGGAAAUGUGGAGGUGAUGGCUAAAAGAGAAGCAGCUAUUGGUGAAUUGUAAAGGGAAUGACGAGGUAAUUGAGUGAGAAUCUCAAACAGCUGGAGAAGCAUGCCAUAUAUUGGGGGGGUGGGGAGGUGACCUGGGUGGGCAGGAUAAAUUAUUAAAUAAUUAUCCUUAUUUGCAUGUGGGGGAAAAAAGGUGGUCUAUGCUAAACACCGUUGCAAGUUUUGAUUUCAGUUGUUGCAGUCCUCCACAAUGUAGAUAAGAUACUUGUUCUAUAAAGAUUUUUCUUGUCAUUAACAACUUCUGUAAGUUGGAAAUCCCAGUAAACCAUAGCAAUGCAUGUUGCAGCUAGAUUAUGGGGACCACAGCAUGCAAGAGAGAGCCUUUCUCUACAUGCAGCAAGGAGAUUGAUUUUUGGAUUAACCAGAAACAAGAAACUGAACAUUUGGAUGCUUGAUUUGCAAAUGUUUAUUGAAAUCUGUGUUAAACAAAACAAAUAAAACUGUAUUCUUGGUAAUCCUAUGAAGGUUUUUCUAAAACCCAAAAUGCUGUUUAUAUCUUGAACUAAAGGGAGUACAGUGAAACAUAUAUUCUGACUAAGUAAUAUAUGGCUAAACAUGCUGAAUUAAAGUGUUCAGAGUUUGACUAAAGUGUGGUAAAACUGGAAUAUGUUUAGAUUUACAUUGCUAAGAUUUUAUUUUAUUUAUUUUUUUGUGCUAUAGGAUUCUGAAAAGGAUGUACGCCAACGUAGAUACGAGGAAGACUACUGUCGCGAGAAAAGGAGGAGUGACAAGAAGGACACUCGAAAGAGCCGUAGUCGGUCUCGAGAGCGCAGCAGCUAUUACAGCUCCAAAGAGAAGUUCAGAGAACCAAGAGAGAAGAAGAGAGACCGCAGCCCAAAGAAGUUUAAGGAGUCUUCCAAAUACAGAGAGAAAGAUUGAGCUAUAUAUUUGUAUUCAAAAUAAUUUCUGUUAAGGAACAUAUUGGUGCAUAUGUUUAUGAGCAGUAUGUUUCAAAACACAUUGAAAAAUGAGGAUUAUCAUUACUUGUUGCAGUGUAUAUGUACGUAUGCAGUUUUCUUUCUUGGAAAAACAGUGCAUAAUAGACACAUUCUGUUAUAUUUGUAAUUUGUGACCUAACUUCCUACUUAAUAUCAUUUUGACAUACGGUAAAAAUGGUGCAAUUACAUUUGUAUUUCAUGCAAUUUUAUAACAAAUCUAUAGACAUAUUUUGUAAUUAUCAGGAAUAUAGUUCCUCUUGUUUUUCAUAAUAAAAAAGUAAACCUACAGUGUGUUGCAGAGGCUCAAAUGUUAAGUGAGAACACUGGAUGCACUUUAGGCACCAUUGAGUUAACAUUGCAUUCCUAUCAUGCAUAUUGGCUUAUUUAAUUGUUGUAGGCUAGUGGGAACGGGGAAUAUAGGUACACCUGGGAGAUUCGGACACCUUAUGUAGGCACCCUGAAGUGAGUUUUUAUGGAAUAAAUUCACUCUGAGCACAUCUGAUAUUACCUGGCAUUCCUAUCAAGUGGUUUAAGUAUAUUUAAAUAUCGUAGGAUGGCAGUAAUAAGUGAAGGGGAUAUAGGUACACUUAGCAUGAUCUCCGAUGUCAUGCAGAGGGUCAUAGCCUCACGAGUCAGAUCUGACUGAGUGGAGGAGCACUAGGC
Pelobates cultripes (western spadefoot toad) is the source of this 66143-nucleotide messenger RNA. Lineage: Eukaryota; Metazoa; Chordata; Amphibia; Anura; Pelobatidae. The record is from the annotation of a GenBank genome assembly.